AUGAAGCCCCGCCCCCUCACUGACUCCAUAGCAACCGAGCAACAGAGAGACCGAGAGAGCAGACUGCGGGGGGCUCCCAAUAUCGGGGUACGGGGGGGGGUGUAUGGGGAUAUAGUAUAGAAGGAGGGGGUGUAUGGGGGAUAUAGUAUAGAAGGAGGGGGUGUAUGGGGGAUAUAGUAUAGAAGGAGGGGGUGUAUGGGGGGGAUAUAGUAUAGAAGGAGGGGGUGUAUGGGGGAUAUAGUAUAGAAGGGGGAUAUAGUAUAGAAGGAGGGGUUGUAUAAUAUAGAAGGAGGGCGUGUGAUACUAUCUUAUUUUAUCACAUUUCCCUCCACCACUAGAUAAUGGCGGAUGAAAAAGCUGCUAGUCUUAGCCCCUGCCUAUUGCACAACUGGUUGGAAGAGGUAAACUGACUCCUCCCCUUCCCCUUCCUCCCCCUCUCUACACAGACACCAAUUUUCUCUUAAUGUUUUUUCACGCUUUUCCCAAUCCUCCCUGUACCCCAACUGUGUACCUCUGCCAAUGUUUGCUUCCUAGCUGGUACCGGGGAAAUACACAGGAGAUAGGGGAUCGCCUGGCACCCCGACUGGGUACCUCUGUUGAAGGAUGCUCCUAGCGCUUACAGAGGGCUCCAAGCGCUCCGCCAGACACCACAACCACCGCAGACCCCACGAACCGCCACAGCUUGGUUAGAGUCUCGCCGUCUCCUACCCAUCCUGGACCUACGACCAGGUUCCAGUGGGUGAACCUCUCCUCCAAGAGAGUGAAGCAGGAACAAGCUCUUAAAAGAGCUUAGAAGUGAUUAUCCAAGGGAGCAUGCAGAGCAUAGCAAUCCCUUGUAGUGGUGUAACGGACCGUUUAGGCGAUAUUCACCUUUCAGAUGCACAGACAACUACUGCAAUCACCAAUCUCCCGAACUGCAAACUACACAAUUUUUCCAACUCCCAAACAGGAAACUCACGAAUACUGGAAACAGCUGAAUAGGAAAAACCAUACAAAAGGUUUACACUCCUGGCAGUCAGCAUACAAUCCAAUUCCCUCAAUAAUGAGACGACACUUCACUUUGAGGGUUAAGCAGGAACUCUCUGUAAUGGCCACACACUGGCUUUUAUGCAAGUCCCCAUGCAAGGGGACAUCCCACAGGGUGGGACACAGUACAACCAAUAGUUACAGGGGAACCGUAAAACACACCCACAAUUACAUCACAAUCCAUCCUCUCUGUCCUGGAGAUAAUUGGGGAAGUAAUUUAAUUAUCUCCCAGGACAGAGGCAAGACUCCAUUAACCACAUGGCAGUAACAAUACAAUAAAAGACAUAAAAUUACAUACAGUUACAUUAAUUCCAUAAAACAUAAACAUUCUGCCUAUCCCCAGAUAGUUUAGAUCUGAGCGCACAUUACUACCGAAUGACGCUCAGAUCACAUACAUACAGUUCAAUCGCCAUGGAGCCAAAGUCUUUCAUACAGUCUUUCAGUAUACGGCUGGGCUCCAUGGCAUAGCUAUCUGGGGUAGCAUGGCUUUAACAGGCCACAGAAAGGCACGAAUAAACCUUUCUGCUGGUAAAUUAAAAGUUUAAAAUGCAGGACCAUAGUCUAAAGGGAGCAGGCGAGCAACCAGGCUUCUCCAGUGUACAGUGGCGAGGUUGGUUUUGCCACACUUCUCCCCUUUACCAAUAAGACUAACAGGGUAUCUGACAUCAUGCCGGUCAGUGCCCUUGUUAGUCCAGCAGCCCACCCAGAAAACACAAUCAGUAAUACAGCCCACCCACAAGAACUGGUUACUACACCUGGGUAGAGGAGAACGUUGUCCAUGUCCAGGCGCCUCACCAUGGCUGUGUGGGUGACUGGUAAGCGGACUGGGUGGGUUGCUGAAUGGGCAGAGACCAGCGGUACUCUGUCCUGGUGCCAGCACUACUACGGAAGUAGUCUGGUUGGAGCCUGGUUGCUGGAGGGGGAGACCGACUGUCUCCCCUUUGGCUAAACAGCCCUGUCGCUGGGGGGCAGAACUGACCAUCUCUACCCCCUGUGCUGUAAGUGCAGAGACCACGGUCCCAUCUGCACGGUUGUGGGGCUUCUCAUCUCCCCUUGGUGGGCUAUGCUGCCGCUGUGGAGAGGGGGCAACAAGCUCUUCUCCCUGACACACUCCCUGCUGGGGGAGAGGGGGACCAACUGUCUCCCCUUUCAAUAUAUUGUCCUGCUGCUGGGGAGGGAGGACGAUACCUUCAGCUCCCUGGGACACACACUGCCGCCGGGGAGGAAGGACGAUACCUUCAGCUCCCUGGGACACACACUGCUGCUGGGGAGGAAGGACGGCACCUUCAGCUUCCUGGGGGACACACUGCCGCUGGGGAGGAAGGCCGGCACCUUCAGCUCCCUGGGACACACACUGCCGCUGGGGUUCCUCGCAGGACCAUUCUAGGAGGUCCGCCACCUCGGGUACCGCUGGUUGCUGUUGGGGAAGAGGACCGGUUGUCUCUUCCUGGGCCUCAUUGAUGAGUCGCAGGUAAUCCCACUCCAGGUCACAUUCCUUGGCGACCAGAUACCGUAGAUCUGUCUCGAGAUCAACAGCGCUAGGGAGACCCAGCAUGUCUUCUCGGUCGUAACACAGGUCCCAAAAACGAGAGUCGGUAGCUUUCCCAAAGUCCCAAUAUUAUCCCAAAAUAGGCCAGGGCCAGCGUUAUCUCCGCCCUCUGGGAACUCAUACUCUGCCAUCUCGGGGACACACUGGGCAGCGUACCACUGUAUUGCCUGGUAUGCGUCGUCGAGCGCCAGUUCUGCAUAUACUAGAAUCUCGAGUCUAGUCACCCACGCUUCUUCGGUCCGUUUUCUCAGGAGGGGCAUCCGCUCUGCCAUUCGAGCCAGGAUUCGCUGCCUUCUGCUGCGGCGCCGAUCCCCUCGCGAAUACUGUACUUUCUCUAGGGCUUCGUCCCACAACCCGGCUCUGGCAAUCUCUCUGUACCUCAACAUGUCCUCCCCUGACACUGCUCCAGACCUCAGGGAUAUGCAACAGUACAAUCUAUUUUGAAACUUCUCCUCCAUUCUCUGAGUUCCCUUGUAGAUAGGGGCGCUGUAAGGGUACUGGCGUUGCCCUCAAUUUGUAAUCCAAGAACUGGUGUUGUCUAUUAGCUGUCCUUCUGGGCUGUGGAAAUGAUCCUGUCGCUUGCCACCAAUUGUAACGGACCGUUUUGCCCACAAGAGGUUAAAAACCGUUUAGGCGAUAUUCCCCUUUUUCAGAUGCACAGACAGCUACUGCAAUCACCAAUCUCCCGAACUGCAAACUACACAAUUUUUCCAACUCCCAAACAGGAAACUCACGAAUACUGGAAACAGCUGAAUAGGAAAAACCAUACAAAAGGUUUACACUCCUGGCAGUCAGCAUACAAUCCAAUUCCCUCAAUAAUGAGACGACACUUCACUUUGAGGGUUAAGCAGGAACUGCCUGUAAUGGCCACACACUGGCUUUUAUGCAAGUCCCCAUGCAAGGGGACAUCCCACAGGGUGGGACACAGUACAACCAAUCGUUUACAGGAGAACCGUAAAACACACCCACAUUUACAUCACAAUCCCUCCUCUCUGUCCUGGAGAUAAUUGGGGAAGUAAUUCAAUUAUCUCCCAGGACAGAGGCAAGACUCCAUUAACCACAUGGCAGUAACAAUACAAUAAAAGACAUAAAAUUACAUACAGUUACAUUAAUUCCAUAAAACAUAAACAUUCUGCCUCCAGAAGACUCCAUUGUAACGGCUACCCAGCUGGUGAGGCGUAUCUGCCGUUGGAGACGUCCUUUUCUGGGCAAGCUGCUGUGAAGUAAUGGAAUUCUUAUUCCCAUCCACGAUAUCCAAUUGUAUAAUCCAGGAGUGCUGUAAAAUGAGGCAGAGUAACGGUACCAUAAAUGCCCUCCAAGAACGAGACGAGGCUACGUUUUGAAGGGUCAAGUAGAACUGAUGUUUAUUGACAGGGGUCUCCUUUUAUGCAAUAGUGCCCUCUGUAAGGCUACACCCACAUAAUUAUCACAACAGCCAAUUACAUACAUGGUUCAACCCCCACGUCUCCUCCCCUCAGAUAACAUGAAACACAAUUAAAACAGACACAAUUUUAACCACAUUCUGGAUGUACCCCAAAAACAGGGGGUACACCUUUAAGCACCGCUUUAUAGCUCUCACUCAGGGGAGCAAUAUAUCCAAUUUUCAAGUCAUUCGGUUGAGGGGUUCGGGAGUUAUGGGUCUUUGAAGUUUUGACCGACCGCACAGGUUUACCAGCCGAAAAGAGUUCCAUAAGUUUUGGCCUUGCGGUCGGUCUCCGUUCGUGCAUAAAAACCCCACAAACCCCUUGCCAUCCACAAUAAUCCUGGUGUUCGCCUGAAUCCCCAUGACUGCUUAAAGGACCACUAUAGUGCCAGGAAAACAUACUCGUUUUCCUGGCACUAUAGUGCCCUGAGGGGGCCCCCACCUCGCGACGUCAUCGGCUGAAUGCGCAUGCGCGGCAGGAGCCGCGCGCAUUCAGCCGGUCGCAUAGGAAAGCAUUUACAAUGCUUUCCUAUGGACGCUUGCGUGCUCUCACUGUGAUUUUCACAGUGAGAAGCACACAAGCGCCUCUAGCGGCUGUCAAUGAGCCACUAGAGGCUCUGGAGGCUGGAUUAACCCUCAGUAUAAACAUAGCAGUUUCUCUGAAACUGCUAUGUUUAUAAAAAAAAAGGGUUAAUCCUAGAGGUACCUGGCACCCAGACCACUUCAUUAAGCUGAAGUGGUCUGGGUGCCUAGAGUGGUCCUUUAAACAAAACUACCGAACGGCCGGUCGUUCGGUAGUUCCAGCAUGAACUUACGAGCUCCUGGAGGUCUCAGCGGUGUUCGCCUGUUUGCGUAUCCGUUUUUAGUUCCAUGCGUUCACAGGCAAACAUCGCCGUUCGUGCGUAAGAUGGCCGCGAACACGUGUAAAGUCCCGAAAUGUCGGCCAUCUAUCAUGAGCACAAAGGGAUUCGUCUGAACCAUGCGAACGGUUCCACAAUCACUGGGAGGUAAAAUAGCACUUAACUGUUCCCCUGGGUGGUCUGAUGUUCGGUAUUUUGGGUUGUAUGUUAUAGUAGCAAUAUUCACACGAACACCAGCCAUUCGGUUCUGUUUAAUCCCUCCAGCAGCAUUGUUGAUUAAGUUCAGGCAAAAAUAUAGGCAUAAUUAUAGUUCUGUUACACUGCUCCCCUUUUGUGGAACACUCCGACAGACCCGGAUUGAUCCUCUUCGGGUCAACUUGGGGCUGUCCGGUCUUUAGUCAAGGUAAAAGUUCCGUUUGCCUGGACAGUCCGUCUGCAUUCCCAUUGAACCUGCCAGGGCGAUAUUGGAUGGAGAAGUUAUACGGUUGUAGUGCCAGGCUCCAUCUUAGUAGUCGUCCAUUGUCCCCAGCCACUCGGUUCAGCCAUGCUAGGAGGUUAUGGUCUGUGAUCAACCUGAAUUCCUGACCGCAGUGGUAUGGGGUAAGCUUCUUUAAGGCCCAGACCAGGGCUAGACACUCCUUCUCCACUGCCACGUAACUCACUUCCCUGGGUAAUAGUUUCAUACUCAGGUACGCGACAGGGUGUUCCCCUCCAUCUUCCCCGACCUGGCUCAGAACUGCCCCCAGUCCGUACAUGGACGCAUCUGUAUGGACAACAAAUCUUUUGUUAGGGACGGGGGCAGACAAAACCGGUGCGUUGAUCAGGGCUUGUUUCAGGGUUUGGAACGCUGUUUCGCAGGCGGGAGACCACAGGACUACUCUCGGCAAAUUUUUCUUCGUCAAAUCUGUUAAGGGUUUAGCGAUGGCGCUGUAGUCAGGGACAAAUUUCCUGUAAUAUCCUGCUGUCCCUAAGACAGUUGGCUACAGCCAAGUUGGCUGUGGGCCAGUUGGCUACAGCUUCCACCUUCGCGGGUUCUGGUCGCUGCUUCCCACACCCUACCCGGUGUCCCAAGUACUGUACUUCGGCCAUUCCGAAAUUACAUUUCUCUGGUUUCAGAGUUAGGCCUGCGGCCCUAAUCUGAUCCAUCACAGCCUCUACAUGUCUUAAAUGCUCUUCCCAAGUCUCACUAUAGAUCGCAAUGUCAUCCAGGUAUGCGCACGCGAAUUCCUGGAAGCCAUCAAGGAGGCGAUCCACUAAGCGCUGAAAUGUAGCUGGGGCGUUUUUCAUCCUGAAUGGCAUGACCUUAAAUUGGUACAAGCCAAACGGGGUGACAAACGCCGACUUAGGGAUAGCGUCCUUGGCCAGGGGAAUGUGCCGGUACCCUUUGCACAGAUCGAUGGUGGUCAGAUAGCGUCCCCUGGCAAUACGAUCUAAUAGUUCGUCUACCCGGGGCAUGGGGUAGGCGUCUGUCAUGGUCCUGUCAUUGAGGCGUCGAUAAUCGACAUAGAAUCGGGUUGUUCCGUCCUUUUUGGGGACUAGGACAACUGGGGAGGCCCAGGGGCUGUCGGACGGCUCUAUGACUCCCAGUCUUAGCAUCUCCUGAAUCUCCUUUCUCAUUUCCUCCUUUACAGCUUCAGGGAUUCUGUCUAAGAGGGGUCUGUCCUGGUGUCUCCACAUAAUGUGUCGCUAAGGGGGUGUAACCUGGCUCCUGAGAGAAUGUCAAUCCUUUCUCAUCUAGCAAUUGUUGGAGUUGUUCCCUUUCUGUGGGGUUUAACCGCUCCCCUAGCUGCACUGUGUUAAGCAGAGUUUUCGGCUCGGAGUCAGCUAACAAAUCUGGGAUGGGAAGACUGUCAGGGUCUUCAGUGGCCGGGAUACAUAUGGCCGCUAUAUCUUCGGGCCUUUCUUGGUAUUCUUUUAACAAAUUAACAUGAAACGACUUCUGGACCCUUUCGUCUUGGCUACUGGCAAUUACAUAGGUGGUGUCACAUACCUGGGCCACUACCUUGUAAGGGCCUUGCCAGGAGGUCUGCAGCUUGUUUCACUUGACAGGUCUAAGUACCAGAACUUUCUGCCCUACUUGGAACGUUCUCAAUCGGGCGCCCCGAUCGUACCAGUGUUUCUGACGUCCCUGGGCUGCCUGGAGAUGUUCUCGGGCCAUUCUGGCUAGGUGCCCCAUGCGGUCCCGCAUCUCCAGCACAUACGGUACGAUAGGAACUCCCUCAUGCUCUAUCUCUCCCUCCCAGUGCUCUCGGAUGAGGUCGAGGGGGCCUCUCACUCGCCGUCCAUAGAGCAGCUCGAAGGGAGAGAACCCUGUGGAUUCCUGGGCUACCUCUCGAUAUGCAAACAAGAGGUGCGGCAAGAAUUGCUCCCAGUCUCUGUAUUCCGCUGUAAAGGUCCUUAGCAAUUGCUUUAAGGUACCAUUAAAGCGCUCACAGAGACCGUUAGUCUGAGGGUGGUACGGGGAGCUGAGCAGGGUGUUGACACCACAGACCUUCCAUAACUGCCGGGUUAGAUCUGCGGUGAACUGGGUCUGUAACGGAUCACCUGGCACCCCGACUGGGUACCUCCGUUGAAGGAUGCUCCUAGCGCUUCCUGAGGACUCCAAGCACUCUGGCAGACACCACAAUCACCGAACUGGAGAAACAAAUAAAUUCUCCCAAGCAUAUGAAUGCUGUAGACAGUUGAAUAGGAACCAUAUGAAUAGGUUUACUCUCCUAGCAGUCAAACUGGAACAGCAUACAAUAAAUCCUUCCCCAAUAAUGAGACGACACUUCACUUUGAGGGUUAAAACAGGAACUCCCUGUACUGUCACAUACAGUCUCUUUUAUUCCCAAUCCACAAACAUAGUACAGCCCACAGGGCGUUACAAAACCACCAAUCACAUCACAGUUACAUCCCACAUAUUCCCUCCCCUUAUCCUGAGAGGAAACUCAAUUACACAUACAGUUAAAACAUACUUUCUACCCAACUUUCAUAACUCUAAAACCAUACAUCACAUUCACAUAAAAUUGCAUAUUCACAAUCAAUCCAUUCAGGGGAACAACAUAUUCAAAAAUGGCACAAAUCAGACAAGGGGUUCAAAAGUUAGUAAAAAGUCCUUUGUGACUAAAUGAAGCAUGGCUUUCUGGCCCAAACCAGUUUCAGAGUCUUCUAUCCUGGAGAUAAGUAAUUCAAUUAUCUCCCAGGAUAGACACAAGACUCCAUUAAGCACAUGGUUGCAAAAAGACACAAAACACUUUAAAAUACAUAAAGUCACAUUUUACACACAACACACAGACAUUUCACAUAUCCCCAGAUAGCUCAGGUCUGAGCGCACAUUAUUAAGUGAAUGGCGCUCGGACCACACAAAUACAGUUUAAUCGCCAUGGAACCAAAGUCUUUACAGUCAGUUUCAUACGAAUGGGCUCCAUGGGAUUCCUAUCUGGGGUAUAACACAUUCACAUAAGGUCUGGUCCAUAGUCCAAAGGCAAGAGGCGGGCAAGCAGCCCCCUCCAAGGACACGUGGCGAGGCCGGUUUCGCAGGGUCCCUCGGUCAGAUAAGAUUUCCUGAGGGAAUCCCACUCUGGUGAAUAUCCCGACUAGGGCACUGGCGACCGUGUCAGCCUGGAUAUUCGUCAGAGCGACAGCCUCUGGGUAGCGUAAGAAUAUAUUUCUUACCCGUGGGACUGGGGUUAGGUAGGGGUCCCACUAGGUCGACUGCCACCCGGCUAAACGGUUCCUCGAUCACAGGCAUGGGUAACAGCCGAGAUUUAGGGUGGUCCCCUCUCUUCCCCACUCGUUGGCAUGUGUCACAGGUACUGCAGUAACGCCGCACGUCCUUCGAGAUCCCAGGCCAGAAAACGGUCUGUGUGAUCCUAUAGGCAGUGCGGUUACCCCCUAAGUGCCCUGACAAUGGAAUGUCAUGUCCUAUUCGGAGCAGUUCCAACCUGUACUUUCUGGGUACCACUAGUUGGCGCUUCUGCGAAGGGAUACAGCCUCUCCUCCUACUUUGGGUCAACCUGUAUAAUCUGUCACCCUCCCAUAGAAACUGCUCCCGCUCAUCCCCCCCUCCCCCCCCCACUGUCGGCUAAUUCCCGAUAUUUUUGGAGGGUGGGGUCCUGUCUAGUUUCCUUCCCAAACUCCUCUGGGGUGUCCCAAGCUAUGGGUCUUUCUACCGUGUUAGGGCUAAGUGUCUGUUUGUGGCUUACCUCGGUCUCCCGUUCUGCAGGAGGAUCGUCCUCGAUACGGGUCUGUGAGCGGGUGGUCACGGGACAAGCAGCAGCAGUCGUGGGUAGAUAAGCUGAAGCCAGAGGGCCAAUGUCGUUGCCCAACACGACUUCAGCAGGUAAAUUGUCCAUGAUUCUAACUGUGGUCUUUCCCGACCCGACUCCCCAAUCCAAGUGUACCCGGGCAGUAGGUAAGCGAAAAACAGCCCCCCCGCGACACGGACAGCAACAGUACGGGUAGAUACAUGCUCCGGUUUCACGAGAUGCUUCUGCACCAGAGUGAUGGUAGCUCCAGUGUCCCUUAGGCCUUGUGCCACCUGUCCAUUUACACACACCUCCUGGCGGUGAUGCUGGCGGUUAUCUGGGGAUGCAGCUUGUAUGGGGUUUGCCUCGUACAGGAUGCCCAAACACUCCUCAGGGCUCCCUUCGGCUUCCAGGCAGUGAGCAGCAGAGGUACGUGAUGAAGGGGUCUCUGGGUUAUUGGUAGGGCGCCUCCAGUUGUUAUUGGCUGAUCCCAAGGGGCAAUAACGAGCAAUAUGCCCCGUGUUGCCGCAGUGAUGGCACGUAAUUUUGUAAGAAUCCCGGGGUUGGUGGUUAGACCCCUGAGGCCGUGGAGGUCCUGGGGGUACUGGGGCCUGAAAUUCCGUGCUUGCAGCGGGCAUUGAGGUGCGUGGCUCUGCUCUAGAGGUUGGUCGUGUGGACCCUUGGCUCACCUUUCUUGACUCUGCGUAUUCGUCCGCUAGCCGUGCUGCCUCGAUUAAGUUAGCAGGGCGACGAUCUCUCACCCAAUCCUGUAUGUCUGCCGCCAAAUCUUAGAAGAAAUGUUCCAUUAGGAAUAGCUGUAGUACUUCCUCUCCUGUGUUGGCAUUGCACCCUCGCACCCAAUGUGAUGCCACCCUUUGCAUCUUGUUUGCCCAUUCCAUGUGGGAGUCUGCAGCCUUCUCUUUAGACUCCCUGAAGCGACGGCGAUACGUUUCCGGGGUGACGGCAUAUCUGGUGAGCAGUGCAGCCUUCACCCGGUGAUACUGCGCAAUACCUUCCUCAGUUAGCGCCCGAAAAGCCUCAUUUGCUUUUCCUGAUAGCUUUCCAGCCAAAAUAGUGACCCAUUGGUCUAGUGGUAUUUGGUGUAGUGAGCACUGCCUCUCGAAGUCAGCCAAAUAUGUCUCUUCCUCACUUUCCACAAACGCUUUGAAUGCAGUGAAGGGUAUUUUCUGCCCUGUAGCAGCGGGUGGGGUAGUAUGAACUGUAUGUGCAACGGGUUGUCUAGCUCUUGCCAGUUCAAGUUCGUGCCCCCUCCUAUUUUGUAUCUCCGUUCUUGCUUCCCGGAACAGCUGAUCUAUUAGCUCCACGGAUGUUGCUGGGUACAUGGAUAAUCUCCGCUGAACAAGAUUUGUAAUUUCCUCCUCCUCGCUGACAGGGUUAGGUUGGUCCGCGACCUCCAUGGAUCGAUCCAUCUCGUCCAGCUCCAGUGGGUCAGCUAUCAGCUCUCUCCGUGGUUGGUUGCUGGCACUCCUUCCUCUGGUUUCCAAUAGAUCCUUUAGUGUGGGUCUUUUCAGUUUAGCAUACUGGGAUUCCAUUCAGCACUUGUGUUGGGGAUGAAAAGGACCAUCCCGCCGCUGCCGCCAAUGUAACGGCUACCCAGCUGGUGAGGGGUACCUGCCGUUGGAGACGUCCUUUUCUAGGCAAGCUGCUGUGAAGUCAUGGAAUUCUUAUUCCCAUCCACGAUAUCCAAUUGUAUAAUCCAGAGGUGCUGUAAAAUGAGGCAGAGUAACGGUACCAUAAAUCCCCUCCAAGAACGAGACGAGGCUACGUUUUGAAGGGUCAAGUAGAACUGAUGUUUAUUGACAGGGGUCUCCUUUUAUACAAUGGUGCCCUCUGAAAGGCUACACCCACAUCGAACAUCAGACCACCCAGGGGAACAGUUAAGUGCUAUUUCACCUCCCAGUGAUUGUGGAACCGUUCGCAUGGUUCAGACGAAUCCCUUUGUGCUCAGGAUAGAUGGCCGCCAUUUCUGGACUUUACACGUGUUCGGGGCCAUCUUACGCACGAACGGCGGUGUUUGCCUGUGAACGCAUGGAACUAAAAACGGAUACGCAAACAGGCGAACACCGCUGAGACCUCCAGCAGCUCGUAAGUUCGUGCUGGAACUACCGAACGACCGGCCGUUCGGUAGUUUUGUUUAAUCAGUCAUGGGGAUUCAGGCGAACACCUGGAUUAUUGUGGAUGGCAAGGGGUUCGUGUGGGUUUUUAUGCACGAACGGAGACCGACCACAAGGCCAAAACUUAUGGAACUCUUUUCGGCUGGAAAACCUGUGCGGUCGGUCAAAACUUCAAAGACCCAUAACUCCCAAACCCCUCAACCGAAUGACUUGAAAAUUGGAUAUAUUGCUCCCCUGAGUGAGAGCUAUAAAGUGUUGCUGGACUUAAAGGUGUACCCCCUGUUUUUGGGGUACAUCCAGAAUGUGGUUAAAAUUGUGUCUGUUUUAAUUGUGUUUCAUGUUAUCUGAGGGGAGGAGACGUGGGGGUUGAACCAUGUAUGUAAUUGGCUGUUGUAGUAAUGGUAUUUUGGGUUGUAUGUUAUAGUAGCAAUAUUCACACGAACAUCAGCCAUUCGGUUCUGUUUAACCCCUCCAGCAGCAUUGUUGAUUAAGUUCAGGCAAAAAUAUAGGCAUAAUUAUAGUUCUGUUACAUCCAUUAACCACAUGGCAGUAACAAUACAAUAAAAGACAUAAAAUUACAUACAGUUACAUUUAUUCCAUAAAACAUAGACAGUCUGCCUAUCCCCAGAUAGCUUAGAUCUGAGGGCACAUUACUACCGAAUGGCGGUCAGAUCACAUACAUACAGUUCAAUCGCCAUGGAGCCAAAGUCUUUCAUACAGUCUUUCAGUAUACGGCUGGGCUCCAUGGCAUAGCUAUCUGGGGUAGCAUGGCUUUAACAGUCCGCAGAAAGGCAUGAAUAAACCUGUCUGCCGGUAAAAUAAAAGUUUAAAAUGCAGGACCAUAGUCUAGAGGGAGCAGGCGAGCAACCAGGCUUCUCCAGUGUACAGUGGCGAGGUUGGUUUCGCCACAAGUGGUAUAACAAUUCCCACAAUAAGAGACAGGACUCUAGAUUGAGGGUGAAGAAGAACUGACUGUACUGGCACAUACAGCCUCUUUUAUUCACAUUCUAUAAACAUAGUACUGCCCACAGGGUUUUGAAAUACAACCAAUCAAUCCGUACAAUACACACAGACACUCCCACACAAAAUCCUCCCCUCUGCCUGUGAUAUGAUUACUGAACACAAUGGUUAAUAUAAUUAUCACAGGCAGAGAAAUACAGUAUUAUAAAACAUAUCACAGGGACCCCAAAACAUGCAAUAACCCCAUAGUUCCUCGGAACAGGGGGAUCUUGGUGAACCACAUAUCCAAAAUUCACUCAGAUCCGUUCAGUGGUUUGGAAGUGUAAUGGCACCCCCAGGCAUAAAAGGGUUAAACCGCCAUUUAGUAGAUCUUCCCUUCCAGAGACACAGGCACAGCUACUGCAGAACACCAAACUUUCAAACUGCAUACAAGGGAAUGCUCCAAACUCCCGAACUGCAUACAAAGUAGCUCUCCAAACUCCCAAACUGGAACCUUACUGUAAGGAAACCAUGUACAUUUAAACCUUAAUCAGUAGUUUCCUCCCGAACAGCCAGAGCCCAAUGAAUAUAGCCCUCCGUUCGGUAGUUAUAGUAGACGAAUUCCCAAUUGUAAAUCCAAUAGUGUUCCUGGAUAAUUCCCACAGUAAAACACACGAACUCCCAAACAGCAUACGUAGUCAGAAUAAGGGUACAAAGAUGAACUGUUUAUUGGCACACCGAGAACCUUCUUUUAUGCAGGUCCCCAUGCAAGGGGACAUCCCACAGGGUGGGACACAGUACAACCAAUCACACAAUGGUUACAUCCCACACAUCCCCUCCCCUUAGCCUGAGAGGUAACCCAAUUUCCAUACAUUUUAAAACACACUUUUUACCCAACUUUCAUAACUCCAAAACCAUACAUCCAAUAUUAAUAACAGUCACAUAUUAUUAAUCAGCACAUCCCAAAUACAAACAUACCCAAAAAUCAUGCAAAUCCUUCCAUUAGUUUAAAAGUUAGUUAGAAGUCCUUUGUGACCCAAAGAAAGCAUGGCUUUUCCUCCCUAGCGGCAGUGUCCCUGGGACAACUCCCUGCUUGAGAACAAUAGACAGGAAACGGGGGAGGGGAAGAAUCACACCUUCCCAUGGAUUCCAAUGGGGAAGAAACUGUCUUUAGAAGCCAAUAAGCCCCAAAGUUUGGAUGUAUAAAGGGGUGACAGGGUGGUCUGCAUUCGGUAGUUUUACCUACCGAAUGCCAUAGGGAAACAUUGCAAUUGACACAAAUACAAAGAGGGCAUAUACAGUAAAAAAGGCAUUUCUUCACACUUACAAAUAGCUGCUAGCAGACGAACAGGAAAAGCAGCCAAGCGGCUUACAAUCCUGGCAAUCAGUCUCUAACAGCAUGCAGUAAAUUCCCCACAAAGACGAGACAGAGCUCCGUGUUGGUGGUCAAGCAGUGGUCAGGUUCAUUGAGGGCUACCUGCCAGGUAUUUAUGCAGGUCUUCCACCUGGUGGACACUCCCCUAGGGGACCAGAUGGAAGACUGGUAAAAUGACCAAUCACAGGCGUACAGGGUUAAAACACUCCGACAGUACAUUACAAUCCCCCCCUCUAUCCUGGAGAUAAUUGGGAAGUAAUCCAAUUAUCUCCAAGGACAGAGGCGAAACUCCAUUAACCACAUGGUUACAAUAAAACACUAAAAUACAUAAUGUUACAUUUGUCACAUAAAAUAUAUACAUGUAACCCAUCCACAGAUAGCUGGGAUCUGAGCGCACUAAAGUACCGAAUAGCGUUCAGAUCCUAUGCACACAGUCCAAUCGCCGUGGAGUUAAAGUGUUCACAAAGCCUGUUCUCCAUACGAACAGACUCCACGUGAUGGCUAUCUGGGGUAUUGCUGUUCAUACGGUUAAACUACCGAGUGAACAGGCAUCCGGUUAAAUGACCGAAUGCAGAAGCAAGGAGGCUAAUGGCUCAGCGGUGUUCGCGCAAAUAAGUGUCCGUUUCCAGUUCCAUAGUUUGGACGCUGAACACCGCUGGCCAUUCGGGACUUUAAAAUGGCCGCUGCCACGUGUUCGGCAAACGAACAAAGGCCACCCAGUGUGACAGAUCCAUCUGUAUGACCUGGGAUUGCUGGUUCAUCUGUUUUGCCGUUUUCGUGGAAUUACUCAUUCGUAUGCCUCUGUUCGUAUAAUGGAAGUUUUUUGCCGAACAAACUACCGAACGGACGGCCACCCAGAAGAGAAGUGUGCUGCUGGUUAACCUCUUGAUCUCAAUUAGAACCCCUUACAUACAGAUCCCUACGCUAUCGGUACGGAGAGGAUACGAAUGGAUUACACGAAUUAUUAUAAAGGACAAUUCGUGGUACGAACGAGAGACCCCCCCAGACUUUGGCGUGUGCCGCCACUUAACCUCAUCACCCCUCGAAAUACCGAAUGACCGACCACCCGACGAGCGGAGCGUGUCGCUCAUUAACCACCUAAGUUGCUGCGGUCUGCGGUUAACCACAAACUAAUUGGCGGGCCCGGAGGAUCCACAUUCAUAUACAAGUUACCGAAUGAAAACUGCAGAGAGACUCCCGAAUGGAGACCUCCUACGGUGGGUCGUGUGGCAGCAAUUAGAAUGUGGUUUCUGCGGCUAACCGCAGAUCAAGUACCGUGCUACCGGGCGGUCUCAGUUCGUAUGCCGAACGGUCUCAACAACCAGACUGAUAGCGGGGAUUUGCAUGAUUAUGUAUCCCAUUUCCGUUCCAUAAGUUUGAGUCGAGGUCCUGCUGCCCAUUGAACCGCCUAAAAACAUGGCCACCAUCAGGGACUAACGACCAAAGUGCCGAACCAGACUUUAUAUGGCAGAAAUUGCCCAUUCCGUUCGCGGGGUCUAGGCGCAAUUCGUAUACUUAAUGUGCCCGAACCCAAGCUAUCGAAUGAAUGGUAGAAUGAACCGUUUUCCCCUCAAAAUGUUGAAGUUAUGUAUUUUUAUACGGUCUUAUGGGACAUAAUAAAACGUGGUCUUUUGUGCGCUUGGAGAUAAUUAGAUUGUGUAACCGUUGGCCUCAUCUCCAAGUUGGGCGGGUACUAAUUCAAAUGAUACAUUGUACUGUAAUUGGUUACCUCUUUGUACUGUACCUGUGUUCCAUCAGGUCCAUAGGGGGCUGUCCUUGGGCCUGAGGAAUUGCAUAAAUUGCCAUGUUUGUGUGCCAGUAAAGUUAGUUCGUUUGACCCUCAACUCGCAGCCUCGACUCGUGUUGUAGGGAUCCGGAAAUAUUAAUGCUCUUACACCUCGUGGGAUAUUCUACACUUGCAUAUUCUAGCGAAGGGGACUACGUUCGACUCUCUGACCACGGGAGCCAGGACAUCCAAGCGAUCAACCCCCCUUCUGGACCGGGGGCAUUCGUAACAUAUACGUAUGGGAUCUGAGCGCUAUUCGCCAAUAAUAUGCACUCAGAUCUGGGGAUAUGUGAUACGAAUUGUAAAGUUAGAUAUUUUUAUGUGGUUUUUCUUUGUUGAAUUUAAAAUGGCAAUUUGCCUCUGUCCUGGAGAUAAUUGAAUUACUUCUCAAUUAUCUCCAGGGCAGAGGGGAGGAAAUCCUAAUGCAUGCUGGGAAUAUUCUAUGUCUGUGGGUCCUAACCUGCCAUAUGUCUGUCUAUUGUUACAGUCUCCCAUUUGGUCCCCUAGGGGAGUGUCCACCAGGUGGGAGACCUGCAUAAAUUUCGGGCAGGUAGCCCACAGUAAAGCCAGUUCAUGUUUUACCCUCAAUGCGGUGCUUGGUCUCGUUAUUGGGGGGAUUUAUUACCGACGACUAGAGACUGCCGGAUGGGAUUAUUAGCCGCUUGGGAAAUAUAUGCGUUCGGUUACUAUUGGCGAUUCGUGAGUUUGGAGCUCGUGAAGUGAAGUGCCCGCACAGGUCCCGUUCGUGAGAUUACAGCGUUCCCCUGCUUGCGGUUCGUAUGAUUGUACUUGAUACGCAUGAAGCCUGUGUUAUUGCAAGAGGGGAGGAUUCACUAAACGGCGGUUUGUGCAUUUGAUGCUGAGGGUACCGUAACACCCAGCAUUCGUCAAGUAAGCGGUUAACCGCAGCUUUUGGGAGGUCAAUUGCCGACACACUCCCAAUACAGGUGGUGCAGUCAUUCGGUUGUUUGUUCGGUAGAUUGAAUCUACCGAACACCGGGCAGAAAGGCACGAACAAGCCUUUUCUGCAGGGGAAAAGAAGGCUUUUUUUAACAUGGGGCCAUAGUCCAAGGGCAACAGGCUAGCAACCAGGCUUCUCCAAUGCUUUGUGGCGAGGGUGGUUUCGCCACAGGAAGAUACGGUUUAAUGCACAUUCCGCAGAACAUAUACAGGCUAUAUGAAAAAUAAUUACUGUUAAAUGUGUCCCCUGUUCUGUAGUUUAAAACUACUGAACGAUGUCUUUGUGCACCAAAUACCGGCUAGAUGGCACCGUGUAGAAAAGUCAAAACAGUGUCUGUGAGUUAAAAUGGCCGCCAUCCAUUGUUCUCACCAUGUGCUUCAUCCAUUGUUCUCACCAUGUGCCUCUGGUACAUGAAAUGGUGGCCACCCAGUAACUCCACAGUAUGUCCCCAGAUGGUUCUUAAAGGGGCAGGAGGCUGGCAAACAUUCCCCUCCAAAAACCAGUGACUGUCACUUUUGCCACACCUCCCUUUCCCUGUUAUCACUCCCCUCCUCCUUUUCUAGCUCCCUCUCCCUGUUAUCGCUCCCCCCCUCCUACCUCGCUCUCCCUGUUAUCGCUCCCCCCCACCUCGCUCUCCCUGUUAUCGCUCCCUUCCUCUCCUACCUCUCUCUCCCUGUUAUCACUCCACUCCUUUUCUACCUCCCUCUCCCUGUUAUCGCUCUCCUCCUUUUCUACCUCCCUCUCCCUGUUAUCACUCUUCUAGUAUAACAGAGCAUAGCAAUCCCUUGUAGUGAUAUAGCAAUUCCCCCAAUAAGAGACAGGACUGACGGUGAAGAAGAAGAACUCUGGUUUAAUGACACACACUCUGCUUUUAUGCAAUUCUCCCAUGCAAGGGAGACGCCCACAGACAAUUAUACAUUAGCCAAUUAAACAAUGGUUACAACCCACAGAUUCCCUCCCCUCUGCUUGGGAGAUAAUUGAGUUUCUUACGGUAUCUACUCAAUUAUCUGCAAGCUGAAAAAUCAUACAUUUUUAUAACUCCCUGAUUUUACAUCACAUAUGAAUAAAACUUAUAUCAGUGUGAUAUCAUGUGAUCAGCAUAACUUGGGGAGCAACAUAUGUAAAAAUCACAUGAAUCUGUCCAGGGGUUAAAAAGUUAGGUUGAGGUCCCUUUAUGACCGACCGCAAGCACAUUUUCAUGCCCAAAACAGUUCCAUGGAUUUAGGCUGUGCGGUCGGUCUAUUUUACACUGAGAAAAUUACUAAGUCCCAUUCGAACGAGCGUUCGAAUCUUCCAACUGGACUUCGUCUCCAGCCGCAGUGUUGAAGUGGAGUAGAAGGUACGGGUCAGCGGUGUUCGUGCAAUUGGGUAGCCGAAAACCGUUCCAUAGAUUUGGCUGCACACACCACUGACCGCAUUCGAAUGAGUUAAAAUGCCGCCACGUGUUUGGUUUUUGAAUGGCGGCCACUUCAACUGCAGCCAAAGUGCCAAUUUAAAAGUACAAAUCCUUUCUCUGGGAAUUAAAGGGCCAGAAACAGCAAUAUAAAAAUCAAUUAUGCCCAAAUCAGUUCCUAGAAGGGCAAUACAUCCCAAGGGCCAUAGUCGCAGGGCAGGAGGCUGCCAAAAACCAGUGGCGAGGUUACUUUCGCCACACUACCUUCUGACUAUGGCCCUGGGAUAUAGGGCUGUAGCAGAGCGGCAAUAUUAAAUUCCACGAUCUCCGCUGGUAUAGAAGGUAAUCCACAGUCAAGCGCUGAAAAGUAAGGCAAUAUCCCAAAUCCCCCAGUAACCGGAUGAAACACAGUUCUGGGAGUCAACUGAGGUUUUUAUUCACAGCUCCAGUAUUUAUGCAAGUCCCCAUGCAAGGGGUUUCCCUACUGACAUAGCAGGGAUAACACAGUAGGGGACUACAUGGGGGACUUAACAUUCUGGGCAUUUCUCCCAUCAGGCACUGCUGGACGAGAGGGAUACUAAUACUGGAAUAUACCGUUAAGUGGAUUAUCCCUCAGUUUUGGCAAGGUUUUCCCGAAGGUAUGGAGGUCUCAGCGGGAGUUAAAAUGGCCGCGAACACGUGGAAGUCCCGAAAUGGCGGCUGGGCUUACAGCUCUCAUAGCGUUCGUGCGGUCUUUCGACAAAACGUGCCCAUCAAGCAGGGAGGUAAAUUAGUCUUAAUUAACAGUCAGGGUGGCCUGUUAGAGGUAGGUAAGCAUUCGCAUGAAGAAUGCUUGCAAAGUACCGAACUGCUUUGUAAUCCAUAGGUCUUUUCCAGGCAAACUGUGCUUUUUGUUACAGGGUUAUUGCAUGUUUUGGGGUCCCUGGGAUAUGUUUUAUAAUACUGUAUUUUCCUGCCUGUGAUAAUUAAGUUAGUCUGUUGUGUUGAGAUAAUUGUAUCACAGGAAGAGGGGAGGAUUUCUGAUGUAAUGAAUGGGAGGGUUAGCUGUGUUGUAAUGUGUUGAUUGGUUGUUCUUCAAAACCCUGUGGGCAGUACUAUGUUUGUAGAAUGUGAAUAAAAGAGGCUGUAUGUGCCAGUACAGUCAGAUCUUCUUGACCCUCAACACGUAGUUUUGUCUCGUAAUUGGAGGGGACAGCUAUACUCACACUGGGGAUUGCUAUGCUCUGCAUACUCCCUUAAAAUUUAAUCAUUUAGCUCUUUUAAGAGCUUGUUCCUGAUACGCUCUCCUGGAGGAGAGGUCUUCCCCACACGUUCCUGGAGGACAGAAGCUGAUCCAGGGUGGAAGAAAGACGGCGAGACUCCAGUUAAGCUACGGCGGUUGUGGAGUGUGUGGUGGUUGUGGUGUCCGGUGCGGUGCUUGUGGUCCUUGGCGCAAGCUAGGAAGCGUCCAUCAACGGAAGGUUCUCAGUCGAAAUACGGGGAGUUUUUUUACCUUCCCCUCCCCUUCUACCUCCCUCUCCCUGUUAUUACUCUUCUCCUCCUCUUCUACCUCCCAAUCCCUUUUAUUGCUCCUCUCCUCCACUUCUACUUCCCUCUCCUGUUAAUGCUCCCCUCCUCCUUUUCUACCUUCCUCUCCCUGUUAUAAGUCCCCUCCUCCCUCCCCUUGCUAUUGCUCCCCUCCCCUCCCCUUCUACCUCCCUCUCCCUGUUAUUGCUCUUCUCCUCCUCUUCUACCUCCCAAUCCCUUUUAUUGCUCCUCUCCUCCACUUCUACUUCCCUCUCCUGUUAAUGCUCCCCUCCUCCUUUUCUACCUUCCUCUCCCUGUUAUAAGUCCCCUCCUCCCUCCCCUUGCUAUUGCUCCCCUCCCCUCCCCUUCUACCUCCCUCUCCCUGUUAUUGCUCUUCUCCUCCUCUUCUACCUCCCAAUCCCUUUUAUUGCUCCUCUCCUCCACUUCUACUUCCCUCUCCUGUUAAUGCUCCCCUCCUCCUUUUCUACCUUCCUCUCCCUGUUAUAAGUCCCCUCCUCCCUCCCCUUGCUAUUGCUCCCCUCCCCUCCCCUUCUACCUCCCUCUCCCUGUUAUUGCUCUUCUCCUCCUCUUCUACCUCCCAAUCCCUUUUAUUGCUCCUCUCCUCCACUUCUACCUCCCUCUCCUGUUAAUGCUCCUCUCCUACCUCCCUCUCCCUGUUAUUGCUCCCCUCUCCCUCCCUCUCCCUGUUAUUGCUCUUCUCCUCCUCUUCUACCUCCCAAUCCCUUUUAUCACUCCACUCCUCCUCUUCUACUUCCCUCUCCCUGUUAUUGCUCCCCUCCUUUUCUAUCUCCCUCUCCCUGUUAUUGCUCAUCUUCUACCUCCCUCUCCCUGAUAUUGCUCCUCUCCUCCUCUUCUACCUCCCUCUCCUGUUAAUGCUCCUCUUGUACCUCCCUCUCCCUGUUAUUGCUCCUCUCCUCCUCUUCUACCUCCCUCUCCCUGUUAUUGCUCCUCUCCUCCUCUUCUACCUCCCUCUCCCUGUUAUCGCUUCCCUCCUCCUCUUCUACCUCCCUCUCCCUGUUAUCGCUCCCCUCCUCUUCUACCUCCCUCUCCCUGUUAUUGCUCCUCCCCUCUUCUACCUCACCCUAUCUCCCCCUCCAUCUUAUUGCUCCCUCCCCAUUCUAGAACCCUUCUUCAUUCUCUGUCCGCUCCCCUGUUCCUAGGACAGGGGUUCUCAACCCAGUCCUCAAGGACCCCCUACCAGUCCACGAUUUAUGGAUUACCUGGGUGUGUCUAAGGUGUUUAGAAGAAAAAAACACCUUAAACACUUUAGACGCACCCAGGUAAUCCAUAAAUCCUGGACUGAUUGGGGGUCCUUGAGGGCUGGGUUGAGAACCCCUGUCCUAGGAGAAGCUCUCCCUUCUUGCGCUUUGUUAAAUCCUUGUUUUGUAGGCAUGUAAUAGGUGAAGGUAACACAAUACUCUGUUGCAGAGAGCUACCGCCUCCCUGGAUAGCUCACCUCCAGGAGCCAAACUGUCAGAUGGGCAUGUUUUCAGACACGGACAUCGGGGGAUUAUCAGCACGUUACUGGAGGCUCACAUUGCAGACUCUACAACCAACAAAGACUCCUACAGGGCACCAAGCACACAUCACAUGAGGCUCAUGGGUAAUUGCUGAAUUUAAUGGUUCUCAAUUGUAACUGGUGUCAGUCCUGUAGUUUAGUGUUAUUGUUGUGGUAAUGAUGCUUUAAAGCUUUGAACCGUCGUUGCAGCCACACUGGUAACUCAGAAAUUCAACAUGAACAAUGUCUGGGGUGAAUCUGUUACUCUAUAAUCAUGAAUACCUCGAGGCAGUGGCGGAUCUAGAGACUGAUCUCGGGAGGGGCACUUUUAUAUUAUUAGAAAAAAAAUGUAGCGCUUUUAGUAGUAGAUAAUACGAGUAUCACCUUUUUAUAUGCAAGGGGGGAAAAUUCUCACUUAGGUCCCAAAUGAGUUGAAAUCUAUAAAAGAUCAAAACAUGGUGCAACUGGUAGAUAGCAAAAGUGUAUAUAUGUAUAUAUGAACUAUAAACACUCACAAACAGAGAGCUGCGGACUCAGCUCUAGUUUGGAUCUCUUCUGGGUCCAUGUAGGCGACCCACCCCUAUGGUAAAUUAAUAUCUUGUCCUCGAGGGGAAUAGAUACAUAAAAGAUCGCGCAGUAUAGUUGGUAAAUUGUAGAUAUAAAGUAAAGUUCUCAAAUGGGUACUUACAAGCAAGGAGUCAGAAUUGACUCAGUAUCUAGGCAUUGUGCAGACUAGGGGCUACACUCCCAUAUGUAGAAUGACAACUGUAGAACCAGGAUAAAGAUAAUAAAAUAUAGCAAAUUUAUUAACACGAUCUAUAAAAUAAAAAUGUCACAAUGUCCAAAUAAAACCGGAACGCGUUUCACCACUAGCAUGUGGCCCUGUUACAAACUGCUUUAAGACGGUGUCCCCAGUGUCGGUUAAAACCCUUUGUUCCUAGCUAUUUCCCACUUGGUUCAGUAAAUGGGUCUUACUGAACCAAGUACCACACAGGCGGACCACCUGUAUUGGGAGUGUGUUCGAAUUUUUCAUUCGCACGAGGUCAGCGGUAUGUGUAGCCAAAUUCAUGGAGCUAAAAUCGGCUACACAUUUCCACGAACACCGCUGAGCUCUACCUUCUCCCACAAUGAUUUUGCAGCUGCAGAGACUAAGUCCCAUUCGGCGAUGGGACUUAGUCGUUUUUUUCAGCCUGAAAUAGACCAGCCGCAUAAAUUAAAUAUGUAAUUGUUAUGAAGAUUGGAUGUAUGGUUUUAAAGUUACAGGAUAUGUGUAAAAACUGUAUUUUUACUGCCUGUGAUAAUUAUGUUAAACCAUUGUGUGCCAUAAUUAUAUCACAGGCAGAGGGGAGGAUUUUUGUAUAUAAUUGCUGGGAGUGUUUCUGUAAUGUACGUUUAUGAUUGGUUGUUGUGCAAAAACCCAGUGGGUGGUCCUAUCUAAGGGAAACCUGCAUAAAAGAAGGUUCUUUUGGUGUCAAUAAACAGAAUGACUUGACCCUCUAACUUGCAGCCUUGACUCAUGUUUGUAGGGGACAGCUAUAAUCACUACAGGGAUUGCUAUGCUCUUCAUACUCCCUUAGCUACUGAGCUCUUGUAAGAGCUCUUGUUCCUGAUCCUGCUUCGCUCUACAGAAGGAAGAGGUUCACCUACUGGAGCCUAGUCGUAGGUCCAGGGUGGAUAGCAGCCGGCGAGAUCCUAGCCCAGCAGCGGCGGUUUGUGGCGUCUGCAGUAGUUAUGGUGUCUAUGCAGUAGUUAUGGUGUCUACGGUGCUGAUGGUCCUUUGGUGAGUGCUAGGAGUAUCCUUUCUACAGUCCAACUUCCAGCCAGCCUGGAGGCAACCGUAACAGGCCCCUAGUCUGCACAACGCCUAGAUACUGAGUCAAUUCUGACUCCUUGCUUGUAGGGAGUGUGGGGAAAUGUGUGUAUGGGGGGCUGUGUAUGUGUGUGUGUGUGUGUGUGUGUGUGUGUGUGUGUAUGGGAGGCAGUGUGUGUGUGUGUGGUGAGGAGGGUAGGGGGGCUUUUUGAUUAUAAAUAAAGAAUUUAUAAAAUUUAUGGAUCCCUGUUGGUCCGGUGGGGAAUCCCUGGUGGUUCCAGUGGUAGGAGUGAACUCUAGCCCGUAGCUCCAGGGCUAGAGUUCACUCUCGCGAGAUUUGGAGCGUUGCCGUGGUAACCGCGGCAAUGCUCCAUGCUCGCGAGAGAAGGACCCAGAGGAGCUACAGGCUGAGCUCCCAGGUACUCUCUCCCUCCCUCCCCUGCUGGCUGCCAGCAUGGUGCCUGCGGACCUCUGAUCUCCCUCCCCGGUCUGCAGGCACUUUGCAGGGCUGGCACUUGGACAAUGCCAGCCCUGCAUUAGCCGGCAGGGGAGAAUCUCGGGGGCAAUUGCCCUGUUGCCCCCCCCCCACCCAGAUCCGCCAGUGCCUCGAGGUCUGGUUUAUAAAUAAAAACCUAAACGUGUGGAACUACGGAAGCCCUCACUAUCCCCUUUUUAAUUUUAUUUACUUGGUUUUUGUGUGGUGGUUUUAAUUAGUCUUUUUACUUUUAUUUAUCUAAUCCUGUCUAUAUCCCCAGGUCCAAGAGAAGAAAUGCUCCAAAAAUACCUUUUUCAGAAGUUCAGGUAAAAUGAAAUGCUUUAUUCUUAAAUUUUCAAUCUCACUACUGACUCAUAGGACACCAGGCGAUCCAUCCGAGGAUCCACUCACACACUGCACCAUCACUACUUAGAAUCCACUUGUGACAGAUCAUCAUGUCCCUGGAUUGUCAUACCUUUAAUUUCUGCUUAUUUGCUACACUGGGUGGUUCGGUAUAUGGGAUCCACCGAACAUCUGAGACCCAUCUGGUUCGUAUACCGAACAAACUGCCGAACAGCCAGACCACCCAGAGGAGGCAUGUGCUGCUCAUGCAGUUUGAGCGGUCGACUAGAUGGCCGUUGUUCAUAUGGACGAACACGUGGCGGCGGCCAUUUUUAGCCACAAACUCAUACAGCGGUGUUUUGUCGUUGAGUGCAUGGAACUCAAACUGGACACUCAAUGGCGCGAACACUGCUGGGACUUCCAUCUCUACAUAGGUUCGGUUGGAUACGUAUGAGAAUAGCGGCAUUCAGUGUGAACAAGCUCCCGAACGAGGGACACAGAUUGAGAGCACGUAUGAACAGUUUUAUUCGUAUAUUUUGUGGGUUUCGUACCCCUGAAGGAGACCGGCCACACAGCCUAAUUCUAUGGAACUAUUCUAGGCAAGCGUCUCGUGUGUGGUCGGUCUAAACUUUACCCCGGUGGCGUUCGUGAGAUCUGAGUCUCAUCUCAUGUUUGUAGUGAACUGCCAUAUCGGCUAUAACACAACUUGGAUUAUUGUGCUUGGGAUUAUUGUAGCAUCUCUCUGAAUAGGGGGAAAGAACAUCUCUGGCGGCGAAACCACUCUUCCUCUCGGGGUGGCCGCCACACCACUCGCCCACUGCACGAUCACUAUAGGACACCAGGCAAUCCUUCUUAGGAUCCACUCACCCAUUGCACCAUUACUACUGACCCAUAGGACCCCAAGCGAUCCUCCUUAGGAUCCACUCACCCACUGCACCAUCACUACUGACUCAUGGGACACCAAGCGAUCCUUCUUAGGAUCCACUCACUGCACCAUCAUUACUGACUCAUGGGACACCAGGCGAUCCAUCUGAGGAUCCACUCACCCACUGCACCAUCAAUGUGGCGGUGUCAUGGAUAAAUUAUCCUUUAAUUAUGUUUAGGGAAAACCAAAUCAAUUCAAGCGCUUGGUGAAGCAAUAAGGCACAUGACGCGUGGUGAUAAUUGUGAAUUCAGAAGAAUUGCUUCUUGUUUUAAUUGGGGGAGAUCAGCUUUAGACAGUACAGGAUACGUUUUUGCGUUCUCGCAAAGGAAUGUAAGAGACAUAUUUCUAAAUGUCAAAAGAUAAGCAGUUUACAGAAGCUUAAUGAAGCAGUUUUGGUGCAUAGAUUAUGCCCCCGCAGUCUCACUGCUCAAGUCUGACAUUUAGGAGUUAAAUCACUUGUUUAUGAAUCUUAGUCACACCUCCCUGCAUGUGACUUGCACAGCCUUCCUAAACACUUCCUGUAAAGAGUCAUCUAAAGUUUAUCCUUCCUUUAUUGCAAGUUCUGUUUAAUUUAGAUUUUCUUAUCCCCUGUGUAACAACCUCCUACCAUGUUGCCUGGGAACCUCUACCUUUUGUUUUCCUGCCAUCAUCUACAUUGCCCUGUACCUAAGAGAAAGCAGUUGUUGUUGGGGGAUUCCAUUAUAAGAGGUGUGGAGAUGGACAAUGGUGGUCUUGUGAGGUGUCUUCCAGGAGCUACUGCUCACAGAGACAGGAGACGUAUCUGUAAUAUUGUUAAGCAAGCAAAGAAGGAAGGGGAAUUGGAUGUACUUGUCCAUCUAGGGACAAAUGACUUGGCUUGCAAUGAGGUUUCAGAGGUUAAGGAAGUUUUUAGUGUUUUUGCCAAUGAUAUACGGCAGGUUGCUUCCACACUGUCAUUCUCUGAAGUUCUGCCUGUGCAUAACACUCAGAACGACAGGCGGAUGCGUAUUAGGGACUUUAAUUUGUGGCUUGGUGAAUGGUGUCGGGAGCAAGGAUUUGGCUUUAUUUCUCAUGGUAGCUCUGUUUGGAAUGGAGAUAAGCUGUACAAAAAAGAUGGUUUGCAUCUUUCUCAAAAGGGAACAAAUGUUCUCAGUGAGCAGUUCAGAGGUUUUGCUAGGAUGUAUUUAAACUAGGAGGGGGAGGCAAAAGGGUGAUAAAACAUCCAUCCAAUUGUCCCCCAAAACAAGGACAGAAGGUGCCUGUAGCAAGUGUGUUAAAAAAUGAUAAGCCUAGAAUCAUGUCUACAAAUGCUCGCAGUUUAGGGAAUAAGAUCCAUGAAAUUGUGGCAAUAAUGGCAAAUGAUAGUGUGUAUUUAGUCGCUGUUACGGAGACAUGGUAUAAUGAGAAAAAUGACUGGGACAUAGCAAUACCAGGGUACUCUUUAUAUAGGAAAGAUAUGGAAGGCAAAAAAGGGGAAGGGUGGCUGGAGCAAUUUAAAUGGAGUCCAAGAGAAAUGGGAUUAUUUAAAAGUUGCACUAUUGAAGGCAACAGAAAAUUGCAUUAGGCUUGUCAGUAAAAGCAAAAAAUUCAAGAAACCACUGUGGUACUCCACAGAUGUGGCCAAAAUAGUUAAAAACAAAAAGUUAGCAUUUAGGAACUAUAAAAAAAAAACCAGAGUGGGGAAGACAAAAUGAUCUAUAAGAUUAGGCAGAACGAGGCUAAGCAGGUUAUAAGAGCUUCCAAAUCACACACAGAAGAGAAAAUAGCACAGUCAGUAAAAAAGGGGGAUAAAACAUUUUUUUUAGAUACAUAAAUGAGAAAAGAAAAGUAAAUCAAGGAUUAGUUAGAUUAAAAACAAAAGAAGGAAGGUAUGUAGAAGAGGAUAAAGGUCUAGCUGACUGCCUCAAUGAUUAUUUUUGUUCUGUAUUUACAGAUGAAAAUGAAGGAAAGGGACUUCAGUUGAGAAAAAGGAUACAUGAGUAAUUUAUUACACGUGAGUUUACAGAGGAAGAGGUUCUAUUUCAACUGUCAAAAGUAAAGACAAAUAAGUCAAUGGGACCGGAUGGAAUACACCCAAAGCUAUUAAAAGAGCUUAAUGGUGUACUAGCAAAACCAUUAACAGAUUUAUUUAACCAAUCAUUGUUAACAGGAGUAGUCCCAGAAGAUUGGAAGUUAGCGAAUGUUGUGCCCAUUUACAAGAAAGGUAAUAGGGAGGAGUCGGGCAACUAUAGGCCAGUAAGCCUUACUUCAGUAGUGGGGAAAGUGAUGGAAACCAUGUUAAAGGAUAGGAUUGAUGAACAUCUAAAAACACAUGGAUUUCAAGAUCAGAGACAACAUGGGUUUACUUCAGGGAGAUCAUGUCAAACUAAUCUUAUUGAUUUUUUUGAUUGGGUAACUAAAAUUAUAGAUCAGGGUGGUGCAGUAGACAUUGCUUACCUAGAUUUCAGUAAGGCUUUUGACACUGUUGCACAUAGAAGGCUUAUCAAUAAACUGCAAUCUUUAAGUUUGGAUUCCAAUAUUGUUGAAUGGGUAAGGCAGUGGCUGAGUGACAGGCAACAGAGGGUUGUAGUUAAUGGAAUAUAUUCGAAGCUUGGACUUGUCACCAGUGGGGUACCUCAGGGAUCUGUACUUGGACCCAUUCUCUUUAAUAUUUUUAUUAGUGAUAUUGCAGAAGGUCUUGAUGGUAAGGUAUGUCUUUUUGCUGAUGAUACUAAGAUAUGUAACAGGGUUGAUGUUCCAGGAGGGAUAAGCCAAAUGACAAAUGAUUUAGGUAAACUAGAAAAAUGGUCAGAAUUGUGGCAACUGACAUUUAAUGUGGAUAAGUGCAAGAUAAUGCAUCUUGGACGUAAAAACCCAAGGGCAGAGUACAGAAUAUUUGAUAGAGUCCUAACCUCAACAUAUGAGGAAAGGGAUUUAGGGGUGAUUAUUUCUGAUGACUUAAAGGUAGGCAGACAAUGUAAUAGAGCAGCAGGAAAUGCUAGCAGAAUGCUUGGUUGUAUAGGGAGAGGUAUUUGCAGUAGAAAGAGGGAAGUGCUCAUGCCAUUGUACAGAACACUGGUGAGACCUCACUUGGAGUAUUGUACGCAGUACUGGAGACCGUAUCUUCAGAUGGAUAUUGAUACCUUAGAGAGGGUUCAGAGAAGGGCUACUAAACUGGUUCAUGGAUUGCGGGAUAAAACUUACCAGGAAAGGUUAAAGGAUCUUAACAUGUAUAGCUUGGAGGAAAGACGAGACAGGGGGAUAUGAUAGAAACAUUUAAAUAUAUAAAGGGAAUCAACACAGUAAAGGAGGAGACUAUAUUUAAAAGAAGAAAAACUACCACAACAAGAGGACAUAGUCUUAAAUUAGAGGGACAAAGGUUUAAAAAUAAUAUCAGGAAGUAUUACUUUACUGAGAGGGUAGUGGAUGCAUGGAAUAGCCUUCCAGCUGAAGUGGUAGAGGUUAACACAGUAAAGGAGUUUAAGCAUGCGUGGGAUAGGCAUAAGGCUAUCCUAACUAUAAGAUAAGGCUAGGGACUAAUGAAAGUAUUUAGAAAAUUGGGCAGACUAGAUGGGCCGAAUGGUUCUUAUCUGCCGUCACAUUCUAUGUUUCUAUGUUAAGAACAAAGACUGUUUCUGGCCCUUUAACUGUUCUGUGCAAAGGAUUGGUAUGUUUGAUAUGGCACUUCGGAUACAGUGGAAGUGGCUGCCAUUAGGCAAUCGAACACGUGGCGGCAGCAAUUUUAAUUCAGUCGAACGUGGUUAGUGGUGUGUGCCGUCAAAUCCCUGGAACGGAACCUGUAUCUUCCUCUACCCUUCGACGCUGUGGCUGGAGACCAAGUCCCGUUCGAAGAUUCGAACGCAGGUUCAAAUAGGACUUUGUCAUCUUUUUUGUGUAAAAUAGACCUCCACUUAACUAACGUCCACCGCUGAAACGUAACCCCGUUUUCACUUCGGCAGAAGUCGAAGUGCGUUAGACUACUAGAACGCCGCCUUUGGAUGGGACUUUGUUAUUUUUCAGGGCAGAAAUAGACCGACCGCACAGCUUGAAUCUGUGGAACUGUUUUGGGCAUGCAAACAGGCGUGCGGUCGGUCCAAAGACUUUUUAAUAUUUCUGGAACCCCUGAAUGGAUUUGUACAAAUUUUUAAUAUGUUUGUCCCCAAGUUGUGUUGUUCAUAAAAAUAUAAGUUUUAUUCCUGUAUGAUGAAAAAUCUGAAAGUUAUAAAAAAAAAAAAAAGUAUAAGUUUUAGCUUGGAGAUAAUUGAGGAGAUACAGUAAGAAACUCAAUUAUCUCCCAAGCAGAGGGGAGGGAAUUGUCUGAUUGGUUAAUGUAUAGUUGUCUCUGGGUGUCUCCCUUGCAUGGAAGCACCACAUAAAAGGAGAGUACCUGUCAUUAAAAAUCUCAGUUCUACUUUAUCCUUCAAAACGUAGCUUUGUCUCGUUAUUGAAAGGGAACCUGCUCAGCUAAUCACUAGCUCUUUUAAGAGCUCUACCUUUCCCUCUCUACUUGGAUCCAGCUGAUAGAGAGAAGGCUUACUACACAGCCUCUUGCCGGGAAGAAGGACGUCUCCAACUGCUGACACCCCCUCUCCACUGGGGUAGCCGUUACACCCUGCUAUGGUAAUAGCUUGCUAGACCCUGCAAGAGCUUCCUGUAUGUGAAAGACAUACAAUUGUUUAAGGUAAAUUACAUCUGAUUGAAAGUGAACCCAGUUUUUUUUUUCAUGCAGGCUCUAUCAAUCAUAGCGAGGGCUGCAUAAACAGAAACAAAGUGAUUUAACUCCUAAAUGGCAGAGAAUUGAGCAGUGGAACAUGAGAAGCAUGAUCUAUACUCUAAAACUGCUUCAUUAAGCUAAAGUUGUUUAGGUGACUAUAGUGUUCAAUGAGUCCAACUUAGCCAAUUUUAAGGAUGCAUUAAGCAUCAGGGACGCCAGCACUAUGCUCCCGCCCCUUUUUAAGGACUCCAUGAGGUCAGAAGAGCUCUAAACAGAUCUCAAUGUACACGUACCUCUUGGGGGUGUGGUUAUGAUAAUCACGCCCCCAAUCAUAUAAAAGCCCAGUCUGUCUCUAAAAUAGUGCCCUUUUGUUCCUAGUGUGCCCUGUGUCUCUAGUGUCCCCUCAGUGCGUUCCUGUAUCCUUUUGAUAGUUCUUUGGUUUUGAUCUGGCUUGCUCUUGACUAUUCUGAUUUCUGGUUUCCCUUGACCUUGGCUUGUUUCUGGUGUUUCUUGUAGUUUCUAUUUUAGCCGGCCAUUCUAAGGACCGGCUCAGGGACUUUCUUUCUGUCUCUAUUAUACCGGUGGUUUUCUUUCUGCGUAUUGGGUAAAAAUUUUACUGUUAGGGAUAGCUAUAAGACAAGAUUGUAUGACAUUUUCAGUACUGAGGAAAGGGUUGAGGCAAAAGGAGGUUAGCCUUUGCUAUCUGCAUCCAUAUAUUUCCCUGCCAUGCAUUAUUAACUUCUGGUCUCAAGUCAGAGUAGCAUAUCUGAACAGAGCAUACAAUGGUAAAGGAUAAGAACACUGUGACAGACCUCUCUGUCUGUGAAUUACCUUUAUUUUAUGCCGGUUCGUCUGUUUAUUCGGCUAUUUCCCUGUCUGUACAGUCCCUACGCUUUAUUCCCUUUUUACCGAAAGAACUGCCGAACGGCCGGCCACCCAGCAUGGAAGUGUGCUGCUUGUUAACCUCUUGGCCUCAUUAGAACAUUGUGGUUAACCGCAGACACUUCCUAAUUGUCGAAUGUCGGCUGGGUGGUCAUCAUUUGUAUGAAUGAACACACGGUGGUGGCCAUCUUGGACAUAUGAAUGCCCAGCGGUGUUCGUUGACUAUUUCAUGGAACUGAAAACGAACACCACUGAAGCCGCUGACCUCCCUUCAUCUGUUAUUCCGUUCAUACGAACGCUGUACCGUUCGGUACUUUGCCAUACGAACAGAGUCACCCAGAUAGCUAUCCCUUGGAGCCCAUUCGAAUAAAGAAAGACUAUGUGAAAAACUUUGGCUCCAUGGCGAUUGGACUGUGUGUAUGGGAUCUGAGUAAUAUUGUACGCUCAGAUCUAAGCUAUGUGGGGAUUUUGUUCGGGAGUUUUAUAACUGUGUAUUUUUAUUAUCCAGUAUAAAAUGGAUGUUAUGCUCUAUCCUUGGAGAUAAUAGAGUUACUUCCCAAUUAUCUCCAGGAUCGAGAGGAUGGUCCCAUACUGUUCAAAGGGGAGUGUUUAUCCCUACACUGUUAUGAUUGGUCAAUGUAACUUUUUGUCACAGUUUUCCACCAGAUUCCCGUAUGGGAGUGUCCACCUGGUGGGAGACCUGCAUAAAAGGCGGGCAGAUAGCCCAGAUUAAACAGAUCUCUGCUUAACCCUCAAUACAGAGCCUCUUCUCGUACUUGGGGAGAUUAUUUGUGUACUUUUUUGUUCGGCUGUUUGGAGCGUGGAUGAUUCGUAUCCUUCUUAUUCGUCUGAUUUGGAGUGUUCGGUAGCUGCCUUUACAUUCUGUUUAAUCUGGGCUACCUGCCAGCCUUUUAUGCAUGUCUCCCACCAGGUGGACACUCCUCUGGGGACCUGGUGGAAAACUGGGACGAAAUAGUACAGUUACCAAUCAGAGCAGUACAUAAUAAACGCUCCUGGAGAUAAUCAGUAACUCAAUUAUCUCCAAGGAUAGAGGAUAAACUCCAUUUUAGAAACCUAGAGAAAAAUGCAUAAAAAUCUACAAUUUACAAACUUCUGAACAUAACACCCAUAUGCAACAUAUCCCCAGAUAGCUUGGAUCUGAGCGCACAAUAUUACCGAAUAGCACUCAGAUCCCAUACACACAGUUCAAUCGCCAUGGAGCCAAAGUCUUUCACAUAGUCUUACGUUCGUGAGAAAAUAGUGUCCGUUUUUAGUUCCAUGAAAUCGUCGACGAACACCGCUGGGGCAUUCUUAUGUCCAAGAUAGCCACCGCCGCGUGUUCGUUCAUACAAACAACGACCACCCAGCCGACAUUUGACAAUUAGGAAGUGUCUGCGGUUAACCACAACGUUCUAAUGAGGCCAAGAGGUUAACACGCAGCACACUUCCAUGCUGGGUGGCCGGCCGUUCGGUAGUUCUUUCGGUGAAAUGGAUAAUAAGUGUAGGGACUGUACGGACAGGGAAAUAGCCGAACAAACAGACGAACCAAGGAGAAAUAAAAGUAAUUUAAAGACAGAUGGGUCUGUCACAGGGGAGUAGAUGAGGGAGCUCUGUGAGUGGGUGGGGGAUAGGUUGUAUAGAAUCCCUAAGCAUUCCCCGAGAAGUAAAGCCCCUUCGCAGAAAAGACAGCUGGUAGUGCCAAAGAAAUACCAGCUGGAGAUUCUGCGAAUCGGGCAUGAUGUACCUUUAGGAGGACAUCUAGGGUCCCGCCGCACAGCCCAUAGGAUUACCAGAAUUUCUUCUGGCCCAGUUUUAAUCGGGACAUGCGACAAUAUUGUAAAACUUGUGACACAUGUAAACGGGUAGGGAAACGGGGGGACCACCCUAAGGCCAGGCUUAUGUCCAUGCCUAUUAUAGGGGAGCCAUUUUACCGCAUAGCCGUUGACAUUGUGGAUCCCUUGGCCAGGGCUAGUCCAUCCGGGAAGAAGUAUAUUCUCACCGUGGUGGACUACGCCACCCGUUACCAAGAGGCAGUAGCUAUGUCCAAUAUUGAAGCGGAGACAGUAGCUGAUGCCCUGGUUAAGAUAUUCACCAGAGUGGACUUCCCUAAGGAGAUCCUCUCCGAUCAGGGAACCCAGUUCACCGCUGUGCUCACCCAACAGUUGUGGAAGGUGUGCAAUAUUAAGCGAUUGCUGAGCUCACCUUACCACCCACAGACGAACGGUCUCUGCGAGCGCUUUAACAGGACCCUCAAGCAAAUGCUGAGGACCUCUACUGACGCCUGCAGAGACUGUGAGAGAUUCCUGCCUCACCUGUUGUUUGUGUACAGAGAGGUACCCAAGGAAUCUACUGGGAUCUCUCCAUUCAAGUUACUCUAUGGGAGAAGGGUCCCCUCGAUCUUAUAAGGGGACACUGGGAGGGAGAGACAGAGCAGGAGGGGACACCCAUAGUGCCAUAUGUCCUGGAACUCAAUUCAAUUUACCGAACGCCCUGGCAGAAAGGCAUAAACAAGCAGACAAAAACGUCACUCCCCAAUAAGUUAAGCGGGACCGUGGGCGUGAUAAGCAGUCAGGUAACCAGGGAAGUGGAGUCAUGGAGCCUGAGCUUCAUUUGAUGAUUGAGGGGGAUAUCAGCAGGGAUCUGUAGCGGUUACCCCGUGUAGCAGAGGGGUUUCAACCACUGGAGGGUGUCCUUUUCCCGAUCAGUGAGGAGGAUUCUCAGCAUCCAGUCGUGAUCCAAGUAAAGAAGCUCUUACAAGAGCUAGUGUGAAUAGCUGUAUAGCGGUUACCCCCAAUAAGAGACAGGACUCUAGAUUGAGGGUGAAGUAGCAAGGUAAUUAUGCAGUAAAUCCCCUUCCAAGAACGAAACGAGGCUACGUUUUGAAGGGUCAAGAAGAACUGAAUUUUAAUGACAAGGAUUCUCCUUUUAUGCGAUUCUGCCCAUAAUUAGUACAGUAACCAAUAACAAACAUGGUUCAUCCCACACAUCUCCUCCCCUCAGAUAAACAGUUAACAUAAGAUUUUUAAUGGCAGGUAUUCUCCUUUUAUGCAGUGCUCCCAUGCAAGGGAGAGACCCACAAACAAUUAUACAGUAACCAAUCAAUGAUAAGGUAAAUCCAACAUAUCCCCUCCUCUUAAAUAAACAGUUAACCCAAUUAAAAAAGUACAGUUUUCUCAAGUUUUUGGAUGUACCCCAAAUAUAUGGGGUUCACCCUUAACACUGGUAUCCCCUGAUAGCCGAUCUGGGUGAACAACAUAUUCAAAAAUCACCCAGAUCGGACCAGGGGUUCGGGAGUUACAGGGACUUAAAGUUUUGACCUACCGCACAGGUAACAGUAGCCGAAAACAGUUCCAUAAGUUUUGGCCUUGCGGUCGGUCUCUGUUCGUGGAAUACAAAGUCCUGAAUGGCUUGCCAUCCGUGGAUAUCCUGGUGUUCGUUAGAAUUCCCAUGUUUAGCUUAGUUUUUCUAUCGAACGGUGGCUCGUUCGGUAGUUUCCUUCCAUCGGUUCUGGCACUCUGGAGGUUUUAGCGGUGUUUGCUUGGUCGAGUGUCCGAUUUGAGUUCCAGACACUCGACGACCAAACACCGCUGUUCGGGAGAGUAAGAUGGCCGCCGCCACGUGUUCGUCUCCCGAAAUGGCGGCCAUCCCGAGAACAAAGCAUACGCGGAAUUGAGUACUAAUUACGAAACGGCAACAUUGUUGCGAACAUUAAUGGGGAACACACUUAGCGGGGUGGUCGGAAUGUUCGGUAGAUCAUUCGGGACUUUUGAACAGAUUGUAUGGUAGUCUAUGGCAGUCGGUUCAUACGAAGGUUUUGAAACGAAUGAGCAGUUCACAUAAUGUACAGAUCCCGCGAACAAGCACAAAGGGGAUCUGUUACAACAUAUAUCAACGAAAAAAACAGGGGGAUCUGUUACAGGAUCCUGUCCAUCCCUACACAAGACAACGUGUCGUCUGAUUUUUCGUAUAGGAAAAUAAAUUCUGUUGUGCAGGAAAAAUAUAUCUCCUGGUACUAUAACAUUAACAGUAGGAGAGGGUCCAGCUAUGUCAGGAAUAGUCAAAGCGUGCAGGGACACUGGGUUGUCAAUUUAACUAUUGUGGCGGGGGUGGUGGUAAGGACUGAGUGUCAUGAGAGUUCUGCUGCUUUCUGUUUUUAGGAGGACAUUUACAGUUGCGCUUAAUGUGGCCUUUUCUCCCACAAUUCCAACAUUCAACAGGCUUCCUGUCAACCCCUGGUUUAGGGACAGUAAGGGUCAUCAAAGGGGUGACCCUUCUCUUAUUAUUCAAAGUAGCUUCGACCCCCAUAGAAACUUUAACUAGGGUGCCGUGAUCUGGUCUAGCAUUCUGGAAACUAGUCCUUAUGGAAGGGAGGAGACCACCCAUAAAGCAGUUUGUAACGGCUACCCAGCUGGUGAGGGGUAUCAGCCGUUGGAGACGUCCUUUUCUAGGCAAGCUGCUGUGAAGUAAUGGAGUUCUUAUUCCCAUCCACGAUAUCCAAGUGUAUAAUCCAGGAGUGCUGUAAAAUGAGGCAGAGUAACGGUACCAUAAAUCCCCUCCAAGAACGAGACGAGGCUACGUUUUGAAGGGUCAAGUAGAACUGAUGUUUAUUGACAGGGGAUCUCCUUUUACGCAAUAUUGCCCUCUGAAAGGAUCCAUAAGUUCCCACAUAAUUAUCACAACAGCCAAUUACAUACAUGGUUCAACCCCCACGUCUCCUCCCCUCAGAUAACAUAUAACACAAUUAAAACACACAAUUUUAACUACAUUCUGGAUGUACCCCAAAAACAGGGGGUACACCUUUAAGUCCAGCACCGCUUAAUAGCUCUCACUCAGGGGAACAAUAUAUCCAAAUUUCAGUCCAUUUGGUUGAGGGGUUCAGGAGUUAUGGAUCUUUGAAGUUUUGACCGACCGCACAGGUUUUCCAGCCGAAAAGAGUUCCAUAAGUUUUGGCCUUGCGGUUGGUCUCCGUUCGUGCAUAAAAACCCCACGAACCACUUGCCAUCCACAGUCAUCCUGGUGUUCGCCUGAAUCCCCAUGAAUGCUUAAACAAAACUACUGAACGGCCGGUCGUUCGGUAGUUCCAGCACGAACUUACGAGAUCCUGGAAGUCUCAGCGGUGUUCACCUGUUUGCGUAUCCGUUUUUAGUUCCAUGCGUUCACAGGCAAACACCGCCGUUCGUGCGUAAGAUGUCCGCGAACACGUGUAAAGUCCCGAAAUGGCGGCCAUCAAAGGGAUUCGUAUGAACCAUGCGAACGGCUCCACAAUCACUGGGAGGUAAAAUAGCAAUUAACUGUUCCCCUGGGUGGUCUGAUGUUCGGUAUUUUGGGCUGUAUGUUACAGUAGCAAUAUUCACACGAAAACCAGCCAUUCGGUUUCUGUUUAACACAUCCAGCAGCAUUGUUAAUUAAGUCCAGGCAAAAGUAUAGGCAUAAUAAUAGUUCUGUUUAUUAGGAGUCUGGUGGAGGUGAUUUCAAUAUCUGAGUAGCCUAGUAAAGAAUUUUUACAGACUCAUCUUUGCGUGGCAUAAUAGUUUGUGGCUAAUUCUUUGGUCAUAAUAGUUUGUGCCUAAUUCACCGCCCAUUCUCUAAGGGUGGUGAUAUUACAUCCCCCUGAAGCAGAUUUGGUUCUAAACCACCCAUCUGGCUGCAAAUUACCUCUUUUCAGACUAUCCUCAUGGGCAUAGGUAUAUUUGGAAAUUAUCCUAGCUUUAGAUCCAUCCAAGUACAGGGACUGGACUGGAUUGUGGACAGGGACUGGACUAAGGCCAAAGGAGCUUUCUCCACGUCUGGCAACUGCUGUAUUAUUGCUAAUUAAAGGCUUAUAUUCUUCCUGUGGCGAAAGUGACCUCGCUACUGGUUUUUGGAGGGGCCUGUUUGUCAGCCUCCUGCCUUGCGACUAUGGCUCUGGGAUGUAUUGCCCUUCUUGGGAACUGAUUUGGGGCGUAUGGACUUGUAUUGGACUGUUUAUGGCCCUUUAAGAACUGUGUAACGGCUACCCAGGUAGUGAGAGGGUAUCAGCCGUUGGAGGCGUCCUUUUUCCUGGCAAGCUGCUGUAUAGUAAUGAAGUUACUUAUUCCCAUCCACAAGAUCCAAGAGCAGAGUCACGCAUAGCUGUUAAAAGGAGCAAGGUAAUUAUGCAGUAAAUCCCCUUCCAAGAACAAAACGAGGCUACGUUUUGAAGGGUCAAGAAGAACUGAAUUUUAAUGACAAGGAUUCUCCUUUUAUGCGAUUCUGCCCAUAAUUAGUACAGUAACCAAUAACAAACAUGGUACAUCCCACACAUCUCCUCCCCUCAGAUAAAAAGUUAACAUAAUUAACACACACAAUUUUACCCUAGUUUUGGAUGUACCCCAAAUACUUGGGGUACACCCAUAAAUCUAGUAUCCCCAGAUAGCCCUAAUCUGAGGGUACAAUAUAUUUAAAAAUCAUCCCAUUCGGUUAAGGGGUUCGGGUGUUAUGGGACUUUAAAGUUUUGACCGACCACACAGGCACACUAGCCGAAAAUAGUUCCAUAAGUUUUGGCCUUGCGGUCGGUCCUCGUUCGUGCGGUGAAAAGGCACAAAAAUCUUGCCAUCCCUGAAUAUCUUGAUGGUCGCUAGAAUCCCUGUAUGUGGUAUAGUCUAUCUACCGAACGGCAGGACGGUCUGUAGUUUCAGCAUAAAUUUACGGUGUUAUGGAGGUCUCAGCGGUGUUUGCCUACUCGAGUGUCCGAUUUUAGUUCCAGACACUCGACGGCAAAUCACCGCUGUUCGUGAACUAAGAUGGCCGCGAACACGUGUAAAAGUCCCAAAAUGGCGGCCACCCAGGAACUGAAACAAAGAGUUUGUGCGUUUCUCAUACGGAUGGGAUGUGCCGGUCUGGGAGGUAAAAUACCACAUAAUUGAAUAGCAGGGUGGUCCGGUGUUCGGUAGUUUAUAUUCGUAUUUAUGCCUGCUGAGUCCCUACCGUACGGGUCGCAUAAAUAGACGAAUGUUGGUAAAAGUCCCGAACGGUGAUAAAAAUAAUCCACAUGAACCAGGUAAGCAUAUUCCAUUGUAUUCAUAGUCUCUGUUGUUGUAUAUGUACAUGGUCAGUUGUUAGUAUUAAGUAUUCCCAGGCAAAAGGUAGGGUUCUGUUACAAACUGUAUUUGGGCAUAAUGGAUUUUUAUUAUGCUGUUUCUGGCCCUUUACGUAUUUUGGGAGAGGACCUGCAGUUUUGGUAUGGCACUUCGGGUGCAGCCGAAGUAGUUGAAGUGGCCGCCGUUAGAAAACCGAACACAUGGCGGCGGCCAUUUUGAUUCAUUCGAACGUGGUCAGCGGUGUGUGCCGUCAAACUCAAAUUGGCUUCAGAACGGCACGAACACCGCUAAAGUUUUACCUUACUUGGAACUAAUGCAUUUGACAGUUCGACAAUUCGAAUGGUUGUCGUUCGUCUGUUUGAACUGACUCUAACAUUGGAAAUAGACCGACCGCACAGCCUGAUUCUCUGGAACUGUUUUGGGCAUGAAAAUGUGCUUGUGGUCGGUCAUAAAAGGACUUCCAGCUAACUUUUUAACCCCUGGAUGGAAUUGGCUGAAUUUUGGAUUUGUUUAUAAUUAAAGUGUGCUGAAUAAUAUGUCAUUUUUAUGAAGAUUGAAUUUAUAUUUUUAAAGUUACAGUCUAUGAGUAAAAACUGUAUUUCUCUGCCUGUGAUAAUUACAUUAACCCAUUGUGUAACGUAAUUAUAUCACAGGCAGAGAGGAGGAUUUUGGUGGGAGUGUCUGAGUGUAUUGUACGUAUUGAUUGGUUGUACUUCAAAAGCCUGUGGGCGGUACUAUGGUUGUAGAAUGGGCAUAAAAGCAGAGUGUUUGAAUAAAAGUUAAGUUCUUCUUCACCCUCAAUCUAUAGUCCUGUCUCUGAUUGGGGGAAUUGCUAUAUCACUACAAGGGAUUGCUAUGCUCUGCAUGCUCCCUUGGUUAAUCACUUCUAAGCUCUUUUAAGAGCUUGUUCCUGUCUUGCUCUCGGAAGGAGUCUACGGUGGUUAUGGUGUCACUUUAGUGCUUGGAGCCCUCAGGAAGCCGUAGGAACAUCCUUCAACGGAGGUACCCAGUUUGGGUGCCAGGUGAUCCGUUACACUUCCCAGUGUUGGAUAUCUGAUCUUCCUUGUGUAGUCCCCGAAAUCUGUGUUUUUUUUCGGUUUGGGUAUCACAGGGGUCAUAAAUUGUGGAGCUAAUGGUCUUACUGGGGUAUUUAUAGGGGCCACUAGGGGUUCCCCUAAAUCUGGUGUACUACCGUCUUCUUCUUGGGACCCCAUGGAUCUUACUAGAGCAGGGGAGUUUAUAUAUAUAUAUAUAUAUAUAUAUAUAUAUAUAUAUAUAUAUAUAUAUAUAUGUAUUAAUAUUAUACUGCAAUGAGGGUUUCUGGGUCUUGAUUAGGUGGUGAUGAGCUAAUAGGUGAGCCGGGGGCGCCGUGGGAAACCACAACUCCCACAUUUUUCUACCCACCAGGAGUUAGUCUAUUCACAUCUAGGGCAAAUCCAAUAAAGCUUCUGGGUUAUGGGACAUAAGGUGGACACGGGGACCCAGAGGUUUUUAGGAGUUGUUUCAUGGACGACACCUUCCUUACCCGAAUAAGAAGGUGGUUGCUCAGAUUUUGCCUGAGUGGCCUUGUGACAGACCCAUCUGUAUAACUAUUAUUGCUGGUUUGUCUAGUUUGCCUUCCUUUCGUGGAAUUGCCUGUCCGUAUACCCCUAUUCGUAUGUUUGACUUUUUACCGAACGGACGGCCACCCAGAAUAGAAGUGUGCUGCUGGUUAACCUCUUGAUCCCAAUUAGAACGUUGUGGUUAACCGCAGACACCGAAUGCAGGGUUGUCGUCGUUCGUAUGUCGAGCAAGAGGCGGCGGCCAUUUUAAACCAUGCGAAAGACCAGCGGUGUUCGGCGCAGAUUCUAUGGAACUGAAAACGGACACUUUUUCUGCCGAACACCGCUGAAACCACAGACCGCUCUUCUCAGUCGACAAGGCAUGCGAACACCGGCCGUUCGGGAGUUUGGAUUACACGAAUGGACUUAACCCAGACAGCCAUCCCAUGGAGUCAAUCGCAUACCGAAAGACUGUAAAAGACUUUGACUCCAUGGCGAUUGAACUGUGCGUAUGGGAUCUGAGUGCUAUUCGCUAAGAAUAUGCACUCAGAUCCAGGCUAUCUGGGGAUACAUUGCACGAAUGUAAUAUGUUCGGUAGUUGUGUAAUUAUUUAUUUUCAUGUGUUUUUUUGUGUCUUACUUAAAAUGGUGAUUUGCCUCUGUCCUGGGAGAUAAUUGAAUUACUUCUCAUUUAUCUCCAGGGCAGAGGGGAGGAAACCAUGAUGCAUGCUGGGAAUAUUAUGUGUCUGUGUGUCCUAGCAUGCUAAAUGUCUGUCUGUCAUUACAGUCUCCCAUUUGGUCCCCUAGGGGAGUGUCCACCAAGUGGGAGACCUGCAUAAAUACGGGCGGGUAGCCCACAGUAAAGCCAGUUCUUGUUUUACACUCAAUGUGGAGCUUGGUCUCGGUAUGUGGGGAUUUACUACACACGGUUAGCGAUUGAUUGCUUGAACCGUAAGCCGCUUGGAGGAUAUAUUUGUUCGGCUAUUAGCCGCGAUUCGUGGAUUUAUUGUUCGGGAGCUUGGAGCAUCCGUACGGGUCCCGUUCAGGAGAUUGGCACAUUCCCCUGGUUGCAGUUCGUACGGUGGAAGUAUAUACGAAUGGAGUUUGCAUUAUUGCGAAAGGGGAAGCUUAACUAAACGGCGGUUUCACUCCUGUGUGCCAGGGGCGUCUUAACAGGCCUCAUUAGAGGUAACCCCUAUGUUACGGUUGCCUCCAGGCUGGCUGGAAGUUGGACCGUAGAAAGGAUGCUCCCAGCGCUCACCAAAGGACCAUCAGCACCGUAGACACUAUAAGCACUGCAGACUCCACGAACUGCCGCUGCUGGGCUGGGAUCUCGCCGUUUGCCAUCCACCCUGGACCUACAACCAGGCUCCAGGUUCCAGUAGGUGAACCUCUUCCUUCUGUAGAGAAAAGCAGGAUCAGGAACAAGAGCUCAGUAGCUAAGGGAGUAUGAAGAGCAUAGCAAUCUCUGUAGUGAUUAUAGCUGUCCCCUACAAACAUGAGUCGAGGCUGCAAGUUAGAGGGUCAAGUCGUUCUGUUUUAUUGGCACCAAAGGGCCUUCUUUUAUGCAGGUUUUCCUUACAUAGGACCAACCACAGGGUUUUACAGAACAACCAAUAACACACGUACGUUACAGAAAACACUCCCAGCAAUUACACACAAAAUCCUCCCCUCUGCCUGUGAUAUAAUUAUGGUACACAAUGGUUAACAUAAUUAUCACAGGCAGGAAAAAUACAGUUUUUAUACAUGUACUAUAACUUUAAAACCAUACAUCCAAUCUUCAUAAAAACUUUAAAUAUAAACAUACUCAAAAAUCCUAAAAAUCCGUUCAGUAGAUCAAAAGUUAGACGGAAGUCCUUUAUGACCGACCGCAGGCACAUUUUCAUGCCCAAAACAGUUCCAUAGAUUUGGGCUGUGCGGUCGGUCUAUUUCAGGCUGAAAAAAUGACUUAGUACCAUCGCCGAACGGGACUUAGUCUCUGCGGCUGAAAGUUCAGUAUGGGAGAAGGUACAGGUCAGCGGUGUUCACAGAAAUGUGUACCCGAUUUAAGUUCCAUGGAUUUGGCUACACAUACCGCUGACCUCGUUCGAAUGAACAAAGAUGGCUGCCGCCACGUGUUCGUUUGCACGAACUGCGGCCACCCAGCGUUCAGCAAUUUACCUACAGCAAUCCCACAACCUUGGAGGUAAAUUGCCUGCACACUUCCACUUCUGGGUGGUCCACCUGUCUGGUACUUGGUUCAGUAAUCCAAAUUUACUGAACCAAGUGGGAAAUAGCCAGGAACAAAGGGUUUUAACCAAGUCUGGGGACACAGGCUUAAAGGGGCAGUGUCCCAAACAAGUCUGGGGACACUGUCAUAAAGGGGCAGUGUCCCAAUUUUCUCUAUGUCCCAAAAAUGUGCUUGAAGGGCCAGCACCAGUACCAUAAAAGUCCCUAAGCCCCAAUAUGCCCACAGACUGUCUUAAAGGACCAUACACCCUCGGUCCAUAGUCAUGGGGAAGGAGGCUGGCCAUAAGGCUUCUCCAUAAUACCGGGAAGCAGGGCAUUUUGUCACUGGAAAUAAGUUACAAAAGACCUUUUGUAACACCCUAAUAGUCCAAAACAUUGAUAAUAAGGGGGAUCCCUUUCCUAGUGGUCUCUCUACAGCCAUAUUUCGUCAAAUCUACUGCAGUAUUAUGCCAUUUAUUUGCUACCUAUGUUUAAACAAUUAGGACCACUGCAGUGGAAUUUUCAGUCUUUGUCUUCUUAAUCUAAACACAGAUAAAGAGCUCUGCCUUGGAGGAUUUUAAUUCUUAUCCAAAAACAAAUGACAAGGCAGACAAUAAAAACAACUUGAAACCCACAGAUAUAUUCUCCUAUUACUAAAUCUAUUUCACAAGACAUUCCAAUUUCCACCUGAAUAUAAUACAACACUUAAAAACAGUUCUUUGGAUCUGACAUUUUUAAGUCGCUUCUUACCCAGACAGACUGACAGGGGCGUAGAUCUGAGAGCGAAAUUAUUUAGAUAGAAAAGUAAAAGAUUUUUCUUACCUGCUGCACCUGAUUUCACGGUCAGAGGAACGCUCGCCAGUACUCGCCGAAUAUUUCAACCAGCAGAUCCCGCGUUUUGGCACCAAAUUUGUAACAGAUAAAUUAUCCUUUAAUUAUGUUCAGGGGAACCCAAAUCAAUUCAAGCACUUGGAGAAGCAAUAAGGCACACGACACGUGGUGAUAGUUGUGAAUCCAGAAGAAUUGCUUCUAGCUUUAAUUGGGGGAGAUCAGCUUUAUACAGUAGAGGAUACGUGCUUGCGUUCAAGGAAAGGAAUGUAACAAGAGACAUAUUUCUAAAUGCCAAAAAAUACGCAGUUUACAGAAGUACUCCGGUGGGGGCUAGUUUUUAUAAGAAAGAACUUAAUGUAGGACAAAGUUACAUAGUUACAAAGCUGAAAAGAGACUUGUGUCCAUCAAGUUCAGCCUUCCUCACAUAUGUUUUGGCUGUUGAUCCAAAAGAAGGUAAAAAACCCAGUCUGAAGCGCUUCCAAUUUUGCAACAAACUAGAAAAAAAAAUCCUUCUUGACCCCAAAAUAGCAGUCAGAGAUCUCCUUGGAUCAAGCAGCUAUUACCCCACUAAUUAGAAAUUAUAUCCCUGUAUGUUAUUGUGGCGGAACAGACCUCGCCACGUGUUUUGCUUGCUUGCCAGCCUUCUACCUUCUGACUAUGGCUCUGGGAUAUAUGGCAUUUGAAAACACUAUUUGUGCCCUGUGACAAAACUGGAGAUUGUGCACAAAUAUGACUAUUGUCCAUAUGUUUUAUGAUUCCCUUCGUUUGUUGCACUGUUCCACAUGUGUUUCAUCUGUUGGUCCGGCUGGAUAGACUACCAGACAAACUGUGGAGUUACUGGGUGGCCACCAUUUCAUGUAUCAGAGGCACAUGGUGAGAACAAUGGAUGAAGCACAUGGUGAGAACAAUGGAUGGCGGCCAUUUUAACUCACAGACACUGUUUGGACUUUUCUACACGGUGCCAUCUCGUCGGUAUUUGGUGCACAAAAACUACAGAACAGGGGACACAUUAUACAGUAAUUGUUUUUCAUAUAGCCUGUAUAUGUUCUGCGGAAUCUGCAUUAAACCAUAUCUUCCAAACUACUGAACGGAUCUAGGUGCAAUUUGGAUAUGUGGUUCACCCAGAUCCCCGGGUUCCGAGGGUGUAUAUAUAUAUAUAUAUAUAUAUAUAUAUAUAUUUUUUUUUUUUUUUAUGGGGUUAUUGCAUGUUUUGGGGUCCCUGGGAUAUGUUUUAUAAUACCGUUUUUUCCUGCCUGUGAUAAUUAAGUUAGUCUAUUGUGUUGAGAUAAUUGUAUCACAGGCAGAGGGGAGGAUUUCUGAUGUAAUGAAUGGGAGUGUUAGCUGUGUUGAUUGGUUGUUCUUCAAAACCCUGUGGGCAGUACUAUGUUUGAAGAAUGUGAAUAAAAGAGGCUGUAUGUGCCAGUACAGUCAGUUCUUCUUGACCCUCAACACGUAGUCUUGUCUCGAGAUUGGAGGGGACAGCUAUAUUCACACUGGGGAUUGCUAUGCUCUGCAUACUCCCUUGAGCUUUAAUCACUUAGCUCUUUUAAGAGCUUCCUGGUACGCUUCCCCACACGGUCCUGGAGGACAGAAGCUGAUCCAGGGUGGACAGAAGAUGGCCAGACUCCAGUUAAGCUACGGCGGUUGUGGAGUCUGCGGUGGUUGUGGUGUCCGGUGCGGUGCUUGUGGUCCUCAGCGCAAGCUAGGAAGCGUCCAUUAACGAAAGGUUCCGUUACAGUUGUUUUUGCAUGCAUUUAUCCAACUGCUAUUAAAACAUCUGUAUGGACUCUGAUAAAACCACCUCUUCAGGCAAAUAAUUCCAUAUGCUUAUUGCUCUUACUGUACUUUCUUUUCUUUACCUUAGAUUAAAAAUAAUUUCUUCAAGCCUAAAUGUGUGACCUCGUGUCCUAUAUACAGCCCUGUUUAUGAAUAGAUUCCCAGAUAAUGGUUGGUAUUGGCCCCGAAUAUAGUUCAUUUAAGCAUAAAGCAUUACAUGAGUUUGUUAGCCAAUUUUAAAAUAGGCUAGCCAUUUAUGGCACCUACAAGCUUGAGCCUUGGAAUUAAGGUACAUUCCUUCACAGCGGCCACCCGGUUAGGAACACUGGUUUUGCCACCAGAGAUGUUCUUUUCCCCCUAGUAGUGAAUUAUGCUGUAAUAAUCCCAAGCAGGCUUCCAAAUAGCGAUAAUCCAAAGCAGGUAUAGUAGUGAUAUAGCAGGUAUAGCUUUCCCCACAGACAUUAGUCAAUACUGAAUGCUGGGGAUGAACUGGUUUAUUGGAGGCCACACAUGGCCUUUUAUGCAACAGCACCUGCAAGGGGUUUCCAACUCAAUAUUACAGGGUAAUCUCCUCCUCCCCCUCUCCCCCCCCCCUCCCAUGAUUUUCUCUGUACCUGAGAGAGAACUGCUUGAAAGCAAACCUCUAAAUUUAAUUAUCUCUCGGGUACAGAACAUGUACAAUUGUUACAACCCAAAAUAUACUCCGUAUAGUCAGGUACCCCCUCAAGUCCUAUAUCCUCAGAUAGCUUGGUUCUGAGCGCCAAGCAUAUCCAAAAAGCGCUCAGAUCCCACGAACGCAGCCAGGGUAAAGUUCUGACCAACCGCACACGAGGCUCCUGCCCAGAUUAGAUCCAUGGAGUUGGGAUGAGCGGUCAGUUUGUUUCGAGGGUACAAAAUACCGAACGUGGAUAUCAGUCCGUAUGCUGGUUAUGUGUACCUCGUUUGGGAGUAAGCUCCCACCGAACAGUGUUCCUUUCAGAUGAAUAUAGUCUAAUGCAGGUGGAGAUGGAAAUUCACCGGUGUUCGUGCGGUUGAGUGUCCUAUUUUAGUUCCACGCACUCUGUGACCAAACACCGCUGCCUGCGUUCGCGGCUCAAGAUGGCCGCCACCACGUGUUCGUACAUACGAACGGCGACUACUUAGAACGCUGCGGCUACAAGUAUUAAUGAGGUGGUGACAGAGGUUAACAAGCAGCACACGCAGCAAACGGGUGGUCUGGUAGUUUGUGGGUUUUGUUCUGUGUCCGAACAAAAUAAUAAUAAAAUUGAAGGAGAACACAAUAUACUGAACAAAUAUAAGAAUGGAAAAGAGCUUUACUAAUCCAGGGAUAGGGUGGUCUGUUACAAUAAUUACUGACUCAUGGGACACCAAGCGAUCCUUUUUAGGAUACACUGCACCAUCACUACUGACUCAUGGGACACCAGGCAAUUCUUCUUAGGAUCCACUCACGCACUACACCAUCACUGACUCAUGGGACAUCAAGCGAUCCUUCUUAAGAUCCACUCACCCACUGCACCAUUACUACUGACUCAUGGGACACCAGACGCUUCGUACAUAUUGCUUCAUUCUCUCACAUUUGAAAUCUCACCUUCCCUCAACUAUAGAAAUAUGUGUAUAAAUGUGUUUAUUUUAGUCAGGGGGUUUUAGAGGCCAUCAAUGUUCCAUCAGAGGAUCUGAAUAUAAAGGAAUCCACUACAAAGCGAGACUACAAAGUUGAUGGCUUUACAUCCAGGCCUCCCGCCCCGAACAAGGUAUAAACACCAGUUAAAGAGAUGAGUUGAGAAUUUUUACAAUUUAAUUUUAACCAAAAAUGUGCAAUUCCUGUUUGUCUCCCACAGUUUUCUGUUUAGCCAAGAAAACCAUUCAGAUUUAUUUCCUAUUCUUCAAAUAUAAUGCUGAUGUCCCAUUUGUGAAUAACCAAAUUGCACAUUCUGAUGCAUUGUGCAAUUAGGGUUCAAUCAGCACUCUUGUAGUAAAUGUUGUGUUUUUUGUUUUUUAAUGUUGCUUCUCCAAGUGACGAAUGUUGAAUGAGUUUAUACAAUCUCUGUAAUCAGUCUUCGAUACUUGGGAAUAACUGUUAUUUUGUGUGAUCUAGAGUCACAACUACCGCACCGAACAAGCAGUUACCUUCUGGGCUGAGAAACUCCACAGAAUCCCAGUAAGUACAUCCCAUCUCCCCGUCUGUCUUUGGGGGGGUAUCCUACUACAGAACCCAUUGUGUAAUUCUUUCUCCUCUUUUAGGGAGUGUCAGACAUAAAAAUGAGGGACACUCCGUUCAAGAAGACCUCCGUGUUCUCCACACCGAUAACCCAAUAUCUGGAUCAGCCGUUACCCCACAGCCUGCAGAACUACCCCAACAUGUGACGGCCCCACAAACUAUAGAGCAUUUGUAAUUGUAAAGACCCCUCUCGUCAUACUGAACCCCGCUGUCCAGUGCAAACGCCUCACCAGAUUCUUUGAUGUAAACAGAACGUUCACGAACUGGAGAAAUUGCUGUACAUAUGAAUAAAAUAAGAGGGUUUACACUGCGAUUUCUUGUCAUUGCAGUUAUUCCAGGUCUGGUUAUUGGUAAAGAAAUAGCAAUUACCUAAACUAUGUCUAGAUUAUGUAUUAAAGGAACACUCCAAGCACUAUAACCACUACCGCUAACUUCCAGAAGUAGUUGGAGUGUCCCCCAUGGUAAACCAUUUUAGAACGGCUUGGCUUUUUGUACUACUUGAUGAGCUUCCCACCUCACUACUUCCGACAGAGAAAACAAUUUGAC
Messenger RNA from Pelobates cultripes (western spadefoot toad), 45984 nucleotides. The record is from the annotation of a GenBank genome assembly. NCBI's taxonomy places the organism in Eukaryota, Metazoa, Chordata, Amphibia, Anura, Pelobatidae.